AUGUCCGAGGUUCCACAGGAAGAAGCUGCAAGAUCAAGAGCUGCUUCACCUCCCAGUGGCGAAGUUGCCCCUCCGUUGAUCUCAAAUGCAAAAGGUAAUCAUUUGAAAUAAUACUGUCUUUCGUCGUAGAAGAAAAAUAGCAAAAAUAGCGUUAUUUGAUGUCUUUGUAGGCUUUAUCCGCGUUCGUGCGCUUACUUCUCCCAUGGAGAGCUCUUAUUUCACUAUCGAGUGUUCGAUCGCCGAGACAUUAAUUUUACAUCGACUGUAUUUUUUGUUUGAGUGGUGCUUGUAAACACGCUCUAUAUUCGAUGUGUCCCGGGACGAUUAAGGGAUUUUAAAGUUUUUUUUGCGUGUUCACAGAUGAAGAAGCAAAGAAAGGCCCGAAACGCCGAGGUGCUCCCAGAUCGGCGGGAAGAACGGCGGCAAAUGCUGGCCCGGUGAGUGGAACAAAUCUGCGACAAUUGGUUUGAUUGGAAAUGAAAUGAUGAACUUACCCCAAAUGGAUCUGCGCCAUUAUAAUCUAAUUUUUCUGUUUAGAGAUAACGUAAUGUUAUUUUACCUGUUUACAUUGAAAUUUCUUUGAAAGCUAACUGAGAGGGAUCAACAAAUAAACUUAUGAACGCUGGAAGUUUGUUUUCGAACGGAAUAUGUUAUUUCGAAUCUCCAAAUUAUGUAACAUUUAAAAUCUGAUGUCGUAGUUUUCUUUUAUAUUGCCGUUUGACAUGAAAACCAUUGUUUGUGUCAUGCUGUACAUGUUUUGGACCUUUGAACUGCUUCGCCAGUCUUAAACCUUCGGCAUACGACGAUAUUUUCCCGCAUCUAAAGUUUCGUUAAGUGUACUUUGUCACCUGUUAAUUUAUUAUUCGUCUACAACUUAUUUAAUUGUCUCUACUGUUGAUCAAUAUUAUUUAACUGGGUUUUUAAGCAGAAGAAAACAGUCACACUGGUUACAGGGUCCGAAGCUAUGAAGGAAAGACAAAAGCAGGCCAAAGCCCUCAAGGAGCAUCGAAAAAUGACGGUACAAAUAUAAUCUGUUUUGUAAUCGAUCUUCGAUAAACAAGCAGUUUGUUCUUUGUCUCCCAGACGAUUAAAGGGAAUGUUGCCUGAAGGGAUAGCUAGUCAGCCCAGGAAGCCCGGCUGGGGGGGGGAUAAAAUUCUUCUUUUAGUAAGUGUUGGUAAAUCAUUGAUUAUCCUUUCGUUGUUUAUUUAUUAAAGAUAUACUCAAAGAAAAAGAUUUUUUAUUUCUAGAUGUGAUAGACAUGAAAUUUAUCCUUACAGUUUCAAUACAUCAUCCAUGAAACAUAUAAUGAAAUAGAGAAAUUCAUCUACCUGGUGUCAUCUUGAUUUUGUACCAAAUCCGCCUAAUUAUAGAGUUGUAAUCAACCUGUGAAUGUGCAGCCAGUAACAGAAAGAAUUAAUAAACAGAUUCUGGGAGCUGAAGAGUUGAUUUCAGUGGACAAGGGCAUUGCACAGUCACUUUUAGUGCAACAGAGCAUUAGUUGUGUCACUCUUAUCAUGUCCUGUAAUUUAUUUUUGGGAGUCUCAUUUAACAGUUUAAUUAGUUACACCCAGUAGGACUUAUUUUGGCAGUGAUAACUCACUUAAUAUUAAUCAUUAUUUUUCUUUUAGAUGGAUUCUAGGCACAACUUUAUACUAUCCAAGGUAAUUAUGCACAACUAAGAACCCUGAUAACUUGAGCUCCUAAGGGAAACAAAGAACGGUUUGAGUAAGCUGAUAGUAAGUGGCUGAAAAAAUGGGUUAAGGAAUGUCAGAUCUUUUUCAAGUUAUCAGGGAGUUCAAGUUAAACGAGUUUGAAUCUACAGGGUUCCACUGUAACUGAUUUCUUUACAAUUGUAGAAUAGAUAGAAUGAAGAAUAUAAAUUAACAUUUGGGUGUAUGUUAGGCAGUUGAUAUUAAAGAAUCUCUGCCUACUACGGAAAGCCCUCUGCCUAAAUUUUGAUUGCCUACCAGCAAACAAUAUUUUAAUGCAAAUGUGGAGUUGUUAUGCAGCAUAUUCUUCUCUAUGUUCCGUUCUCCUGCUAGUCUACAUUUCUCAAUUAGAAACCUCAAUAGGCUGUAUGUGUAAAUGAGAAAGUAGAAAACUAGAAGCAAAAUGGCGAUAUCACUUUUUGUGUGCCAGUUGUUAAAAAAAACUACUGCCUCAGAGUCUGCUUAUUAUGUGAUUCACUAUUUAGAUCAGUGACUACAUUGGGGUAGAUGGUGCUGUUGUUGAGGAUUUCAUCUUGGGAGAUGAUAAGGUUAGUUUUCAAUGGAAUGCAAGGCAGUAAGAGGAAUAGUUUUCAGUGGAGUACAAGGCAGAAAAAAAUAGUUUCAGUGUCCAGAGUGCAAGGCAGAAAAAAGAUAGUUUUCAGUGCAGUGCAAGGAAAAAAAAGAAAGCUGUCUGUAAAUUUGGUUACAACUGUGGCAGAAUUUCUGUCUUGUUCUGGAAAUCAUCAUCAUCAUCAUUGUUGCUGUCAUCUUCUCCAUCAUUUAUUAUGAUGGCUAUCAUGUCUUAUCAGAUGCUUAUCAUGUUCUUAUCAGAUGCCAGGUAGAUCAAAAUGUGGUCCUUCUGAAAGUGUACCUUUAUUUUGACAUAGUAAUUUUACCUUGCUUGCCAGGUACUUUUCUUUAGCUCAAACUUUUUUUAAAGAUUUAGUCUUGAUUCGUUUAUUCAGUUUGACCUUGCUGACUCAUUAUAUACUAAUAAUUUCAAUUUUCCUUCUCUCCUGUACUACAGUUUAACCAAAUUGAAGACUUCUUUGCUGCAGAUGGAUCAAGAAAACUUAUGUUUUUCUAUCAAGAAUGCACUGUAAGUAAUUUAAAAUGUGGCAGGGAAGGGCAGUAUCACUUUCACGUUUUAAAUGUAGAGAGGGAUUGGUACAAAACUUGUGCUGCUUCAUACAAUUCUCAGCUGUAAAGUUAAACACCAUUUUUAUUUUAGGUAUAUAGCAAUACUCACAUUUCCUGUGUUUGAGUUUAGCUAUGCAUAUAUAGUUAUGAUUUUAAAUCUCAGUUGCAUUUUGCAAUAUUUUCCUUUAUUCAGAUUGGAGGUUGUGAACAGGUUGUUUUGAUUGUUAUUUGUGGGAUGCUAAUUAAGCAUUCUACUGUAUUUUGUAUGGAUAUAAGAAUACAUAGCAUGAUAUUAAGUUUCAUUUAAUUAAUCAUUAAAGAUAAUUUGUCUGGUGAAUGGUUUCUGUGAUGAAAUUUUGUAGAAGAAGAUGUUUUUGAUAUAUCAAUCAUGGUAGCGGAUAUUAAGUGUUUCAUUUACAAAAAUUAAUAAUUAAAGCCAAAAUAAUUUGUCUACAACUGUACAAGAUGAAUGGUUUCAUGAUGGUCAACUUUUGUAGAAGAAGAUGCUUUUUCAGUAGUCCAUAUCAAUCACCUUUUCUGGGGUUCUAUCAACAUUGUGCCCUUGAGACAUGUGGGAAAAAAAAAUGUGAGCUCCACUUUUAGGCUUGGCUAAAUCUGUAUAGUGUGAGUAAGGGUGAUGGGUAAUAACAAGGACAAAUUGUAGAUAUGUAAACAAAGACGAACAAAAUCUGGCAGUUAACAUUGUAUGUGUAAAAGUACUCUCAAAGUUUUUAUCUUGGAUUCUGAUAUGGGGCACAAGAAAAAAUUAUUGUUAUUAACAUAUACUUGUUACCCAACUUGUUAAAUCCCCAGAUAAACAGAGUUGAUCUUAGUUCACAAGCAGCAAAUUCUCCCAGGAAACUCUUCAUUACAGGAGGGAAUACAGAGGUAAAUUUCAUGGUGCAGAAUAAAUCAACAAUUUUUUGUUAAAUUUUUGUUUGAAAAAAUAAUGGAAGGAUCAGAGUGGAAAGUGAAGAAUUGGUUUGGUUUGAUUUAAUACCACAGUGAUUACAGUGGCUGCAUUCAUUGUAAGUGAUAUUGUUUUGUCUUACAAUCACUAAAUUUUCUCCUAGGAACUCUGUGGCACCUGCCUUAUGUUUAUCCGUGCAACAAACAAGGCAAUUACUAUACAGAACAUCGCUCAGGUACAGCUUUUGUUUGUUGGUAAUAAGUUCAGUGGGGGAAAGAUGAGUGAAAUGGUGAUUUAACAAAAAAUUUUGUUUUUGAGAAAAUUGUUGCUAAAAGGAAAGCCUUUGAGAGUUGUUUUAAAUUACAAAGUUUUAGUAUACCAACUCCUGGUAAAUUUUGAUUGGUCAAUAUGCAGUAUGAUACAUCGAUUAGUGAAUGUCAUUCAUAUUAUUUUACAGUUUUACACAUUGAAGUCUGUAAGCAAUAUUCGUAAGGGUGAUUAUCAGUGUCUAUUAUUAAAUGACAUUUUUAUGUGGGCUGAUUGGUGUGAUGGGUAAAAGGUAGCCAGCAGAACAGAUGUAUUUCUGAUGUAUGGAGGCAAGCAUGAGGCAAGCUCAAAGAGCAAUUGAGAUGAAAGGAGAGAAUCUUGUGACUCUAGCCUCAUGUUCCUCAAGCCCUUGUCUCCAUUUUCCUGUAAAAUGCCAAAAAUUUCAUGAGUUCUGUAGGCUAGGGAAAAGGGUAUUUUUAAUUAUUCCUUUUCUAAUGUGAUGGGUUAUGCUCUCCUAAUAGAAUAAGUGAUUUAUCAAUUAUCACUGUCUUGUUCAUGAGUGAUCUUGUGGUACGCCUAGGAUGUAAUUGUUACUCAGUUAUGACCAGUUUGUUGAAAAAAUUUUUUCUUGAUGGUUUCUGGCAGGAGGUGAACUUCAUGCCCAUGGAGACUUCCAAAGGUGAUGUUUUAGAGGGAUUUCAGAAACUUCUUGGAAGUAUCCUGGUUCCUGUUCUCCAGAAACAAGAGGUAUUUUGAGUAAUGUUUAGCUCACAUGUUCACCUAGAGUGGGAAAUAUUUUUGUGCUAUUUAAUUGAACUUUUUUAAUUACUUACUCAUAGAAUUGGGGUGAGCUUCCAAAUAGCUGUGGGCAAGUGCAAGAAUUUCUUGAGUCCCUUGAAAAGUUUGUUGGAAUUUUGGGUGGAGCAAGAAGCAGUAUGAAAGGAAGGUCAGUGUCAAUUUGACAUGCUUUUGUAGGAGAGUUUCUUAAAUAAAUAUGUUUUGCUCAGACAAAGAGGCAAACACUCUCCAAACAUCAGUGUUACAAACUCUUUACAGUGGAAAUUUAUGUUAUCAACUCAGUUGAUAAAACCAAAUUAUCUUGUGAUACUCUCCUACUGAUGGAGCACCACAGUUUCUUCAGAAACUGCCACAUUUAUUCCUAUAUUUUCCUAUAAUAGACAUUUUUAGGUCUAUUUUGAAUUACGAAAUUCUGAAAACAAUGAACCAUUGUUUGAUCUUCAUAGCUCAGUUGUGUAUUCAGAACAACCAAAGGAAACUUUUAAACAUAUGAACAUGGGUGAUGAAGACAGAUUUUCUCCUUACAAUAUUGAUAUAAUAUCAAGCAGGGAAGUAAUGAGAAGAAAGAAAACAUUUAAAUUCAGGGAUUAUUGGUUCAUCCAAUACCAAAUUUUCCAAACUUACAUCAGAGACAGUUAAGAGAGAAUUACUAAAUAAAUGAGAUCUGGGAGUGAAUCAAGAGCUAAGAGUUAAACAUUCAAAUUGAACUGAUUCAAUUUUGUUCUAACAGGGUUCAUCUUGGGGACCAUGAUUUGGGACCACUUCUUGAUGGACUAAGGACUCCUACAGAUUAUGUGCUUGCAGGUGAGGGUCAGAGUAUUUUACAAGGCAUGCCAGCUUUAUUUGUGGUGCACAAGUGGAAGGUUUGGAGACCUGAUGAAGUCAAUGUGUUGUGUUCUUGGGCAGAGCACUUUACUCUCACAAUGUCUGUCUCCACUCAGGUGUAUUAAGGGGUUCCUGGGAAUUGUUAAGGAAGCCUGAUGAAAUGCUAGGGGGUAUUCUUGCAACUGACUGGUAUCCCAUCCAGGGAGGAUUAGGAAUACUCCUGGUCUCUUCCUAAGGAAACCGGGAAAAGCUUCAGCUGGGUGGGUCACUUGGCUUAAUUACAGAUUUUACCUUACCAUUAUCUGGUUUAUGCACAAUGAUUUGAUGAAGGGUUGAAAAUGAAUCAACACAAAAAUCUAAGUACUGUAGUACUGUAGUACUGUAGUUUUAUCAAACUUUCUAUCGUUCAAUCGUUUGAUUGCUAUUAUUUUUCAGCCAACAAUCCAGAUGUUUUGGACAAACUUGAAGGUCUUGUUGCCUUGUGGUCCAAAGUCAUUGAACAAGUUCUAGCUGAGAGUGAACAAGUAAUGUGGUUCUUGUUUAAAUGACUAUAAUUAAUUUUGUCAAUCCACAUCACUGCAUUAUCACAUCAAAAGUGAGUCAAGUAUGGUCUUGAGGUGCAAGUAUUCUUGCAUAAUUACAAAAACUUCUGGUGCUUGAUUAUUUUAGAUGAGGAAAGAAGCUGAUGAUAUUGGCCCCACAGCUGAACUUGAACACUGGAAAGAGAGAAUGGCCAAGUUUAAUGUGUAAGUUUACACACCAUCACACAUUAAAAAGAAUAUAUCAGAAGUAUUCUCUCACCAUUUUCUCUGUGCUGGCCAAUUUACAUUUUAUUAAAUAUUACCAACUCAGUCGAUUAGACCAAAUCAUCUUAACAGAAGUACUGUUGGAUUAAAGCCUUAAAUUCUCAGAUUUUGAUUUUCCAAAAAACUGCACAUUCAAGUCAUAUGUUAAUCACCUGUUUGUUGGACUUGUUUUUGUUCUGCCAUGCUUGAAAAGAAAACUUCAAAAAUAAGUUCUUUUCAGAAAUGCCAUUCCUUUGGAAUUAAUUGAACCAGGAAAAUGUUUUCCUUAAAACUAAAACAAAAUUACCUAUUCAAAUUUAAAUACUAUAGACUUAAAAUUCAUCCUUCUCAUUUUUUUUUAUUUUUGUGUUUUUCAACUUUUACAUGACCUCUCAAUGUUUUUUUUUUCCAGCCUUCUUGAUCAGGUGAAGAGUCAUCACUGUAAGGCCACUGUAGGAGUUCUGCAUGCAGCAAAGUCAAGAAGUUUGAAACACUGGAAAGAACUGGUAUGAUACUUGUUGUCAUAGUUAUGUAAAAGAUAUAUUGAAUUAAACUUGAACCAUUUCACAUCUAUAAGUCUGCCUAAUUGCUACUCAACAACUAUUCACCCAAGUGAAGGUGGCUGGUGGUAGAUUUUUACCAAGCCAUGAAGUGGCAAGGUAAACAUCCACUAUUAGCCAUGGACAUUUAGGUGAAUAGUUGCAUUUCUUAAAAAGUGGGAAAGGUGAAGCAGGUAGAGAGGCAUAGCACCUACAGCCACCCUUUGAAGAGGUUUUUUUAACAGUACAAAUCAACCAAUUGUCCGAUAUCAUAAUACAUCUGUAUACAAUUUGCACAUUAUUUUUACUCUACAUAGUGCAGUUGGAGAAUAAAUACUAAUAUUAAUUGGUUAUAUUGAAUCUGAUUACACACUCUACUUUCAUUACUAGUUCCCAGGCUUACAAAUGAGCACUUCCAUUUGGUUUACUUACCAUUCAGUAAACUGAGUAUUGGACUUCAAACUCAGAUUAAUUUAAUAUGUUCGCUUGUUUUCAUUCUUAUGUGAACUUGGACUACUUGUGUAAGAAGUAAUUUAAGUUAGCUAAGAACUGUAUAAUUUUAGGAGCAACAUUCUGGUGUUAGUAGUAAGUGGUUUAAUUGUUUUCCCUUUCUAGGAUAGCAAAAUCACAGAUGCUGCUAAUGAGGCCAAAGACAAUGUGAAAUACUUGUACACUCUGGAUAAAUUUUUUGGACCUUUAAUCAAGUGCUCUCCGGUAGGUUGUGGCUACGAUCACUUGAUAACAAUUUUUUAAUGAUUACUAAAUGUCUCACUCAUUUUAACUGGUAUGUUUGUGAUUGAAUUUUGCAGACAGAGAUGGUAGAACACAUUCCCAGCUUAAUGAAUGCCAUCCGAAUGAUUCACAGUAUCUCUCAGUGCUACAACACAUCGGAAAGAAUGACAUCUCUCUUUGUCAAAGUCACAAAUCAAAUGAUAACAACUUGCAAGGCUUAUAUCAACCGAGAUGUCAUGAAGAUAUGGGAACAUCCAAGGUAUGGAACACCCUAACCAGAGAAUCAAGUUAAUUUUACAAUUGAUGACUUUGUGGCAUAUUGUCAAAAAUUAAUGUCAUAAAAUUACAAAAUAUCAUUCUGCUUUAUUGCUCUGUUUCACCAUGGAACUACUGUCUUCUUUUACUGCAAUAGUCCAUUUUACAGUUAUGUGCUUGGUUGCCAAGCCUUUGAACAGGAAUGAGGCUAAGGGUGACCUUGUUAUGAUACAAACCUUGCUGCUUUUCAAAUGCAAAUUACUUUGUUAUCAUGCUAACUAGAUACUGGUCUCUAUCACAACAAGGUCACCUUCAGCCUCACUCCAAAUCAAAGGCUUGGCAACUAAGUACACAACUGUAAAAUGGCUUAUUGGCUAAUUUUGUUGUUAGUAGUGACUCUGUUGACAGAAAAAACUGUCAUAAAUUUAGCAAAAGCACUAAACUACUUUUUAUUCUAUCAUCAGGGAGGUUUUAUCAGGAAGAUUGAAUGAGUGUAUUAGACUCAAUGAGGAGUAUCAGAGGUGCUUUCACCGAACCAAACAAAAACUCAGAGAAAAUCCCAGUGAAAGACAGUUUGAAUUCAGGUAAACUGUUCAACUCACUGUUCCUACAUGUUUUGCCUUUGUGGUUACAUUUUAGAGAACUGUACUAACUUAUCCUGAAUAUCACUGAGACUUGAUUUGGACAUGUCUGUUGUGUUGUGGACAAAAGAGACUGAUAACCUACUGAUAACCUCUCAAUUUCUUCCUGCAGUGAGAAUUAUAUUUUUGGAAAAUUUGAUGCAUUUUGCAAGAGGCUGGAAAAGAUCAAUGACAUGUUAAACACAAUGGAGACUUUUGCAGGGGUCAAUAACAUCAAAAUUGAGGUACAGUGCAAACAAGGUCACUCAAGCCUGAAUAAAUCUUUACCUUAAGCCUUCUCACUUCCACGAUCAUAACAAGGCUUGUUUUCCCAACAGAUGAUCAUGCUUGAUGUUUUACAUACUGUAAUUCUCAUUACUUCUCAUCUUUAUAGUAUUUGGAGACUGAGAGGAGAAUGUACAGUUUGAUCAUUGUAAGGGUUAAGUACCAAAGGUUUGACUGGGUAAACUAUUUCACAUUGCUUGAUUCUCAAACCUAAUUUGUUGAGAAAUAUUCCUUAAAAAUAUUAUAUAUAUUUUUUGGCUAAUCAGAGUUUAGAGAAACAAUUUUGGGAAGAACUAUCUUUAAAGCACUUUAGCCAAGUUUACCCCAAACCUCUAUUUAGAGUCCAUUUUAAAUAGCCUUUUUUCAGUUUUUCCCAAUGAUUCUCCAAUAUAAACUGUGUUGAAUUUUUUCAGGGCAUGGAGACAAUGAUAGUUCGUUACAACUCUAUUGUGACAAGUGUAAAGAAGAAAGGUUAUGACUUGCUGGAUCACAGAAAAGGAGAGGUGAGCAUAGGUAGAACUAAGUAAAAUGACAUUUUGGCUUUGUUUACUGUCACAACGUCAGAGUGCUCUCAGUUACAGUUACCAUCAAUCUGUUAUGUGCUGUUUUAAGAAGUUUUAAGUGGUUUUAUUGCGGUUGUCUUUGAUGUUCUUUCACCUAUCCUCCUUGUGCCUUCCCUUGAUCUAAUCAGUGAUGAUGGGUGCCUGGAAUGCAGGCUCAUAGCUGGGUUGUAGGGAUUAGGCAGGUAAGGGGUGGUACUCAGGCUAGUCACAGUGGAAGCUUCUAGAUAUCCAAGACAACCUGUCCCAUUUAAUUAAGAGAGGGAGCCAUCAACAGCAAUCUAACAGGCUUUCAUAUCAAGGGUAGUUUUGUUUUACUUCACGUAGCCUUGUGAAUGUGCAUGCAUAACUUUCACAAUUUAUGAAGUUUUCAUGUAUCAUUUUCUUGAUCGCAGUUUGACAUUGAUUAUGAAGAAUUCAAACAAAGCAUUGAAGGACUAAAACUGCAGUUGCAGAUGUUCGUAGACUCCUGGUUUGACAAACCUCUAUCUGUGAGUGUUACAUCUUACCACCAUAUCUUGAAUUCCAUAAUUUGCUUUUUAAAAUUAACUUCUCUGUUGAUACAUUCUUUUGUAUAAUCUCCAAAAAAUACUGUUAACCAAUUUGUAGGCUUUCACAAGAGCUGAUAUCCAUAUAGGGAUGAUGUUAUCUUGUUAUACAACAAUAAAAUUGUGUGUAAGUUUACAUACUCUUAGGUGUUACCCAACAGUAAUUUCUCCUUGCAAAAAGCAACACACUAGAUAUCGAGCCAAAAAUUGAUUAAAAGAAAGAAAAACCAAGCAUCAUCAAGGUCACAUUGCUUGAUUUAUCACCAAAUUCUAAAAGCUAAAUUUGACAGAAAACAGUGCAGAGAACAAAAAAUGUUUGGGUCCAGGAAUAAAGAGAUUAAAAGGAACUGAAUAUCAGUAAAGUUAGUCACAGUAAGAGGGCUACCUAAAUUCUUUGAUAUUAUUUUUUUGUCACUUUUCAGACCCUUAGGGCUCUUGAACUUCUGCAAAAAUUCCAAAAUAUUGGAGGAGUUCAGUUGGAUCUUCAUGACAAGUAUCAGAGGAUUUUGAUCCAAUAUGGGAGGUAGGAAUACCAUAAGAAAGUAGGUUGAGUUGGUGUGGUGAUUUCAAAAUGAUAGAAUGGUACUCUUGGCAUUGUAGGAAGUGAGAAAAUUAUGAAUUGGAAAUAGCUAGCUUGAAAAAGAUUUUAGCUGCAUGGCCUUGAUUCAGCAAGUAUCCUCUAAAAUUUAAGUGAGGAGUUAUCAAAUGAUGUGAGGGUGAAUGGAUGUUGAUGGUAGAUAUAGGAUGUGACCAAAGAGAACCAAAUGUUAAAUUAGGUAAUAAGUGAUUCUCAAUAUGGGAGAAGGUAAAGGUAGCUAGACGCCUUAGGGGGAGCCAAGUUGGCAUUGCCAUGCAAUAUUAUAGAAGGCAUGGAAAGCUGAAGGAAAGGUGAUGACCAGUGCAGUGUUGUGGUGUGGAUUCUCUCUCAUGUUAGAACAACUUAAUAAACCUGUCUAAGGGCCUCUGUAGAGUAGACUACCUCUCCAGAGAGUGACAACAUGCAAGCUUGCCAAUGAUAGGAAGAGGCAAAGAACGAUGUUACAAAUUUCCAUGGAUCUUCACUUAAGUUAGAAUUAAUUUUGCAAUCUUUUCUUUCAUUAGGGACCUUGAGACAUGCAAAAAGCUUUAUCAAAAGCAGAAAAAUGACCCACCUAUUCUUCGUAAUCUUCCACCAGUAAGGAACCGUCUUGAUUAUGAAUUUAUGCUGUGACUGUACUGUCAAAAUAAGAAAACAAAAACAAUGUGUUUUGCAAUCUUUCAUGCUGGAGAGUUGAGAUUAACAUGUCGUCCCAUCUGGUUUUAGGUUGCAGGAAAAAUAACCUGGGCCCGACAGCUUUUUAGAAGAAUUCAUGAACCAAUGAAGGUGUUCAAGACAUACCCAGAAAUCUUAAAGGUAAGUUUGGUUUUUUUGCGGUAAAUUUCAUUUUAUAUUGCAGCUGUAGCUGUUGUGGAACCCCUGACAUAACAGGUGCACUGUGAUUAAUAACAGUUAUUGCACAUGAAAAUCAUGUUCUGUCAGUUCAUGUGUCAUUUUAACCUAUCAUAUUUUAUUAUUAGGGAGAAGAUGCAAAAAGAAUCAUUCGCAAUUACAACAAGAAUGCGGCUGUGCUGGUAGAAUUUGAGGUAUGCGAACAUAAAAUUUGAAGAGGUCAUGCAGUUUAAUAGGACCUCAACCAUUUUUUUUAAAUCUAAUUCAAAAUUGUCUUUGUCUCUGUGUGGCGAAAUGAAUCAGCGUAAGGAGGUUUUUUUGUCAGCAGUGGUUAGUACAUAUUAUUUAAACAAGUCUGAUAAUUUUUGUAUACUUAUUUAGUGAAUUUAACAUGGACAGUUGAGGGUAGAGGUUUCGUAGAACUGUUGUUUUGUGAGUUUUGUGUUAUUUCAAAUACUCACAAUAUGUCUCUUAUUGUGCGUUUCUGCUGCAGUUGCUGUAUCAUCGUGGAUGGUUCAAAGCAGUUGAAGCUGCUAAGAGUGGUUUAAAUGCAUCACUGCUUGUGCGACACCCAGAGACCAAGGUAUACUUUUUUCUGUUUUGAUUUAUUGGCUCUGGUCAUAAGAUUAAUUUUUGAACGAAUUGUUUGUUUUAUGUCCUCAGAAACUCUUCGUGAACUUUGAUCCACAAAUCCUUGAGUUGAUUCAGGAGGCCAAAUGUAUGCGAAGGCUAAACCUCGAGGUAAAUAAGAAUAUGGAAAGUAUGAUGGUUAAUGAUGACUAUUUAUUUUACAAAGCCACAGAGAGAACACAUUUGUUGGAAAUAUUCUCGCAGAUAGUAACAGCUUUUAGCACAAUUGCUUAGGUAAUUACAGAGAUGUGUGCGCUCUUAUUGGUCGAGGAUUGAGUCAUAUCUCGUUGUAAUCACCUCGCGCGAGGUAAUUAUAGCAGGAGCGCCAAAUUUCAAAAUAGCCGCCUUGCCCUUUUGUCAGUGUUACCGGGAAAGUUAUCAACGCGAUAAAGAAAAUUCAAUUCCGAAGAGCACAAAAGAUGCUUUUUAGUUUGGAGUAACACUUUUCAAAAGAUAGAUAUGAAGUUUUUGCUGAUUGAAUCAAAUGAACGUAUCAAAUUCUAGUGGAAACUGGCUCUUUAUCUUGAUACGAGUUCUCAAAACAAUUGAAACAGAAUAUUUUCAUCAUCAAAACGAAUAUUUACAACCGAAUUCGAAAGCACCCAAGCAAUUAUACUAAAAGAUUGUUAAUUAUUACUUCGAAAGAUUUUUCAACCGUCCACAAUGAUUCGGUAGACCUGUCAAUGAGUAUCGUAUAUCUUACAAUCUGUUUUACAGAUACCCGAGGCUGCACAAGUUAUGUGCAUGAAAGAGGAACAAUUCAAAACUUGCAACAACAGGUUUGUAACACAGUCCUUUGUCUAUCAAUUUUGCUGGUUAAUUUCCACUCGGAACCUCUCGCUAGGAACUCUGAUUACUUACGUCUUACCAAACAUUGUAAUUCGAUGAAGUUUAGCUGAAGAUAGGAUCGGCCAGUACGAUAGUUUAUUAUCAGUAAUGAAUGGAAAUUUGAAUCUUCAUGUCUUAAACGUUCACUUAACAUAUCUCUUUUACAGGCUCCAAGAGGUUUUAAAGGAGUACGACUCAGUCGUCUCAGGGAUCCCAGAAAAUGUGUUGCCUCUGAUGAAGCCAUUCACCGACCGUGUUGACGAAACGAUCAAACCUGGACUGACUAUGUUGAACUGGACUUCUCUAAAUGUUCAUUCUUGUGAGUACAAUUACUAAGUCAUGUCCUGAAAAUUGUUUAGGUUCUUGUUACAUGCAUUUAGAUCUUAAGGAUCUGUAAAGAGUACUAGUAUUGAAGUAGGAAAAAAUUUAGAAACGUGGUCUUAGAGACCUUUUAAAAGUUGGGGAAAUAGGGGUAAAAUCUUGAAAAAAGAGGGAGAAGUCUGGAAUAUUUGCUAAGUUGCGACAAAGGUUUAAUUUCUGGUGAGGUUUUUGGUUAAUAGCUGGAUUUAAUGCUAUUAUUGGUCUCGUUUAAUCGAUGUAAGUGAGGAAUUUGUGAUUGUGACAUAAAAUCCUCGCAGUUACUAUUGUAUUCAGCUCAUGCAAUUCGAUUCAUGUGGAAACUAGACGAACGUUGUUUUGAAAAGUAAGGAAAAAACAUUUCAAUUUAGACUGAUAUUUGCGUGAAUCUAGCUUCUUGAACCUUAACGGAGUGGUCUUGAAUCUGUACUUAGUAAAACAUGCAAGUCCAAAUGAGGUGUAAUUAUUUUAAUGCUCUUUAUAAUGUCAUCAAAUCUGCAGAUAUCAACAGCAUUCAAAAGUCCGUGAAGGGACUUGAAAUUCUUACGAAAGGGGUGAGUGGUUUUUGAAAAUAUUGCUUUUUUUCUCAGUUGAUUUAUCAAGAAAUUGGACUAUUAUGGCGUCAUUACCGUUGUGUGAUAUAUUCUUUUUGUGGUCCAGUAUGCUCCAUUUUAACAGCAAGAAAAUGCCUAUUGCAUGUCAAAGUCAAUAGUGCUGAUUGCUGAUAUUGAGUGUUCUUGCAUUUAAGGUGAAAGACAUGCUUGACUGUCGAAUAGAAGCAGUUUUGCAAGAUAUUGAGUUAACACGGCUGUGUGAUCUGCCAGAAGAUGAAGCUGUUACUGUGGAGGAUUUUGUUGCUGUUACUGAGAAAACAUGUCAAGAAUCUGCCGAAUCUUUGUCCAAGUGAGCUCUACUUGUGUGAAUCAGAAAUACUAAUUUACUCACAAUUUAGGCAGGGCUUCAAGUUCGAAUAUUUCAUGGCGUGGUGACCAGAAAUUGUAUUCGGGUCGCAAUUUUUUUUGUUAUUUAAGAAUACGACGAACCAUUGAAAGUACUGUAUGCACAUGGUUAUACCCUUCCAACCUUGCUUAGGUCGUCAAAUUAGAAAUUUUCGCGGUAAAUGUAGUCGUCAAAACAUUUUAAUCUAUACGCGUCAUGACGACCGAAAAAAAAGCAGCUCGGAGCGCUGGACAAGAUCUUAGGUCAGAUCGUUCAUGAUGUUUGACAUUCAGACUUAGCUAUCGAAACUAAUGGAGAUUGGAAUUGAACCAGGUCUCAAUUUGGGAUCCAGUACUGCAACUAUGGCAGUUUUUUUUUUUACAGCAUUCUUGUAACAUUUAAGCUAUGGGUGCAAUUCUUUUUUUGUAACAAAGUUUGUUACGUUUACUCAGGUACAACCAUCUUGUAGAAUCAUCAGUAAACAUCCUUCUUCAAACUCUUAAAGACAACUUGAGGCCAAACGAAUUAACAGGCCUUGAUAAAGAAAACUACCCCUGUCUGUACCCAGAGUCAAAACAGGCCAAGAACAACAAAGGAAACAGGUGCUGGGAGUGCAUGCCUUGCUGCUAUUGGAGCUUGUUCAUCUUUUUCAAUCAAAGAUGCAUUGAAGCUUUGGUUAAAUCAAAAAGACAGUCAUUGGAUGCCAUCAAGAGGCGAAUGCAAGCAGCCAGUAAACACAGCAAGGAUUUGUCUGACUCAGAUGCCAAGUCCCCGGCACUGUUUAAGGUGAGUCCUACACUUUUUCUCUUCUCCGUUCAAUGUUUUCCCUUGCACCUUAACUAUCAUCCUGAAAUCUUGAUUCGUUCUGCCUCCCUGCCUUUCCCUGCUACGAUGACCCUUCUGUCAAUCUUCAGAGUCUGUAUUUUGUUUUUCCAUUUGCUUUUUCUUUGUUUCUCUGUUUGUUGCUUGCCUCCUUUCCUUUCGAUAUUGCUUCCUCCAACUUUACUAAGUUCCUCGCGACUUUUCUUUUUCUCUCCUUUUCUUCUUUGCGGAACAAUUUGUUAUCUGCCUUCUGCCUCGCCUUUGUUUCUUCACUUUCUUCUUUUCUACUGUUUUUUUUUUCUCAUUAUCUCUCUUGCUCAUUCCACUUACUUAUUUCGUCUCAUCUUUCCAUUUUCCUUCCACUUUCUACUCGUUCUCUUACUUUCUUCUUUCCUCAAUUCAACCCUCUUCGCUGAAAUGAGUUUGCCUUCUCUUUAAUGCUUGCAAUUUUUUUUACUAGGCUGACAUUGUGUUGGAGAUCCCUUCAAUUGUAAUGAAACCCAGCUUAGAUGACAUUCAGCAGGCUUUAAACAAAACUGUACAGAUUAUGCUGAAAACAACUCAGGUAACAUAGCGAAGCGUCGAAGGCAACUGUAUAUUAAACCCUCACAGGACACAGAUCUGAACGUGUGUCUAACAAUCGUUGUAAAUGAAAGUGACAUUUGUAAUUUUCAUCUCCGUUUCCACUUUCUGUGGAUAAUAAUCGCACUGUAUAUUUAGGCAGGUUAUACAUUCAGAAGUGCACUGAAAUGUGAAUAUGAGUCUGUUGAGAUGUUGGUAAGACUAAUCUUUGUUUUGGUUAUCUCAUGAGUUAUGAUCACUGUACAAAGCAUAACACUUUGUUAAUUCUACUUUUAAAGAACGUCUAUGAAUGGGAACAACACGGAGUCAUCCAUCAGCCUCCCAUCAUUGUUGCUGAAGAAGGAAAAGUUCUUCCUCCUCUGGCACCCAAGUCUCUUUACAAGCUGGUGUCUGAACACAAAGACGUAACAAAGGUAUGCAGCCACUUAUUUGGUCCUUUUUUCGGUAACUACUUUUGUAACCUGCCAUAAUCUUGUUAACCUGUGGUAGUUUACCUCUUCCAAUUCCACAUGUGUUUAAUUAAGCGUCAUUAUAUUUGGACACUUUAGUCCAAUCGUUCUGAGCGACAGCGCUUCCAUCUAAGUUAUAUGGGGUUCGAGAAGGUUCGUAGCGGUACUGUUUUGUACUUUUUUGUGCCGGAUUACUUUAGUCGUUCAAAUAAAAUUACUCUUAAUGUAGAGUUAAUCAUUUUUUGACAUACAGGAAAAUAAUGGUUGUUUUUUGAUAGGUGGUCAUUACUUUGAGUUCAGUUGUAAGCUCAUUAAAAAUGGAUGCCACGAAGAUUUUGGACGAGAUGGACCAAUUUAAAGAGCUGUGGAACCAGGUAAUGUUCAGUAAUAAUUUCCAAAAUUACAAGAAAAAAAUAUACAGUUGAAGCUGUUUAAUUGUCAUCGCAGAAAAAAGGACUCGAAACUCUUAAAUGAAUGAAAGAUAGGGUCUCAGAUAAUUCUUAAUUUUUCCCAGGCUUUGAUAAGUUUGUGUCUUAGAUCAGCUUUUUAUCUUUCUCGACCGAAUACAGUAGAAUUGUUGCUUUAAAUGGUCUUUAUGGUUUUUAUGGUCAUUGUUGUUGUUUUCAGGAUCCCAACACCAAAGUGAAAGAGUUCAUGGAGUCCAAACCUUUGUUAUCAGACUUUGAUGCCCAGAUCAAAUAUUAUCAGCGUCUGGAGACUCAGAUAGAAGAACUACCCGGAAGUUAUCACAUUGGUCCUGUUGAGUAUCUUACAGACAGGAUCAAAGAAGCUUUGGUCACAGAAACUAAAGCCUGGAAGCAAGCAUUUGGAAAAGCACUGGCGGAGAAGGUAACGAUCCCCUUUUCUUUCAGCGAAAAGUUUUUGAUUGUAGAAUCGAAGGUGACCACAAGCUCAGUAGUCAAAUAGAGGACGCGCCUUAACUUGUGUUGUCGUGAUGGAAAAAUUGUUAGAGCCGUCAACAUCGCAAGACGAAUUUAUGCGGACUUCUGCUACAGCUGUGCAGUGACUUUGGCUUAUUAAGAGCGUAAGAAAGUUUUAAGAAGAAUAUAUUUCCCUAGUAUUUCGCUGAACUUGAUUUCAGAUCUCAGUUGAACUUGUCCUAGAUUCCAAGAGUCAUAUCUGCUGAAUAAGAAGUUCAAAUUUUAAUGAAAAUUUUGACGCUAUGGAACUUUUAUUAUAAUCAAUGAUUGUGUCUGAGUACAAGCGAUUCUUUUGUAUCUCGCAGGCAAGUGCAGAUAUGGAAGAAAUUUUCCUGUUCAUUGACAACCUGAACAAGAGACUCGCUCGUGGUAUUAAGGAUCUUGAUGACGUAAGAAGCAGCAUGGCCGCUCUCAGUGAGAUCAGAGAAUCGGAGAUAAGGUUUGUGCUAAAUGUAACUUUGUAUGUUUUCGCCUGCCAUUUUUCGCCAAUUUAAACUUGAAUAAAAUUUGGUCGCUCUAAAGAGAAGAUCAUCGUAAAUGUAUGUUGUUGGUCAAUUAUUUAUCAGGGCGCAGAAAAAACUUAAAUUUUGGAACGUAGCUUUUCUUUAAUUUUAGCUGCAAAUCAUUGCUUCGUUUUCGAGAAAUAGCUCCGAUGUUGAAAAGUACAGCUCUCUGUCUUUGUUCUUGAGAGAAUAGAAGAAAAAGGUAUCUGAUUCAACAUACUUUUUUUGCGCGAACCCAAAGUCUUCUAUUACCCGAAGAACUUCUUCAAGGCAUGGUUGGUCUCAAGGCCCUCAAAGGUAUGGUACAUUAUGGUUUUUGAAAAAGGCUUUUUCUUUCCGUAGGAUCGACAUGACAAUUGGUCCAAUCGAGGAAUCAUUUGCCAUGAUGAAUCGAUAUGGGUUGGUAUAUUCUAGCAGUGAUGCUGAAAGAGUUGACGGUCUUACUUACGCGUGGCGUAAAUUACAUGCACAGGUGAGUGUUACCAAUUUAGAGGGUAUUGCUUUUCCACCGUAAAGGAUGCGUUGUGGCAUGUAAUUAUUAUUUGUUAAGACUUUGGAUGUGACCAUCUAUUCAAGAGAACUAAAUGUUAUAGAAUUUUUAGAGUUUUUAGAGCACAAACACCAGUGCUUCACAUCUGAUCUAACAGAAACGAGUACGGUCAAACUCAAGGUGGAUUUCGUACACAUUUCCUAAGAACUAACUUCUCUUUGUCACUUUUAAUAGGCUGGUACUGUGGCCAGUCACCUGCUGCAGAUCCAACCCACAUUUAAGUCGGAUCUCUUGGAUGGUGUGGAAAAGUUUAAAGCGAUGGUUACUACAUUUGUUCUGGAAUACAACGAAAAGUAAGUGAGACUGGCGGGUAACGGCUCUGUCAUACCGUGAAAUUUUGUCAUCCCGGAGAGGUUUCUUAAUAACUAGCAACCUUUGUAAUUUUUCUUGAAAGGCAACAUUUCCGCAGUCGCUCUGUGGAGUAAAAUUCGCCUACUCUAACAAAAGCUUUGCUAGACAAUUUUUCAUGGAAGGUUUUGUUCAAGAUUUGGCGUUAUUUUUGAAAAAAACGUUUGGCGUUUCAUUGAAAGCGUAAAAUUUAUAUACUGUUGUAUUUUAGAGGCCCCAUGGUUUCUGGGAUUCCACCAAGGGAAGCCAGCGAUCGCCUGGGAAUUUGCCAGGCUCGGUUUGAUGAGCUUUGGAGAAAGUAUGAAACAUACUCGGGUAAGUUCAUAAUUUUUGGAACAGACUUCAAGUGAGAUCUUGGGAAUCAGCUUGAUCUCGCCAGUAAUGACUGAUAGCCGUGUGAUCUUUUUUUUUUCCGCUCAGUAUGUCAUGUACAAUGUGAUCGAACCGCGCUAAAGUAGAAAAAUAGAUUCCAAGUUGUCGUGCGUCUGAAUUGUAACAGAUCACAAAUGACGUUUAAAUGUGGUGAGGACAAAAAAGUGGCACACGAGGCGCAGUCGAGUGCGUCACUGAUGUUCUAUUCGUUUCAUAUGAUAAAGUUGCAAAUGUUGUUAAAGGUGACAGCAUCUAUGCGUCAGUCCUCCAAUGGUUAAAACUAAUCAAAAUGCAUUUAUAAUUCAGCUUUUGAUCUUCAGUUACCUAUCUACCGCGUCUCUAUAGAAUCGCCCAAUGGAAACUUGUUAAUAAAAAUUUUAGGCAGGCGUAACAGUCAGGAGUGCUAAGACUAAGUUUUCCAAAUGAGCAAUUGCUGAAAAGAUAUAUUCUUCUAUCAUGUUUCUGUUGUUGGUGUUUUUUCUUUCUUUUUUUAAUUCCCGAUUUUGAUUUUAUUACAUUCAAGGUGGCGAGGAGCUGUUUGGUCUGACUGUCACCGAGUAUCCGAACUUGCAGAGAAUCCGAAAGGAACUGGGACUACUUCAGAAGCUUUACAGCUUGUACAACGCUGUCAUCGAGAACGUGAACGGCUAUUAUGAUAUCCUGUGGCAAGAAAUUGACAUUGAAAAGAUAAACAACGAACUGCUGGAAUAUCAGAACAGGUAAGCGGUUGAACUCAUGGUUUUUCCAAGAAACUAAUCGUGAAUUAACACUUAUCAUGUUUGAACUCAUCAUUUGUGGCUUUUUAAUACAGGAUUCGUAAACUACCUAAAGCUCUCAAGGAGUGGCAAGCUUUCCUGGAUCUGAAGAAGACCAUUGACGAUUUCAGCGAGUGUUGUCCUCUUCUCGAGAUGAUGGCGCACAAGGCUAUGAAACAAAGACAUUGGGAAAGAAUUUCAACCAUUACUGGUGUCACGCUUGACGUAGAAUCAGAAACGUUCCAGUUGAGACAACUGAUGAGCGCACCUCUGUUACCGAACAAAGAAGACAUUGAGGUAUGUGAGACAUUAGUCCGACACUACAUCACUGGCAAUUGAACUUGAUUUGAGAGAAUUGGUUUGAUUAGUGCGCAAAUUAUCUUGCGAACGAUAUUUAUUCAGAAGCUGCUGCUUCAAAGGUAGGGAAAGUUAGGAAGAGAGACACCUUUUAUUUCUCAAUCAAUUCUGCCCCAAACCUCUUUCGUGCUUUACAACAGAGUGGAGCGUUGUCGAGGCUUCCUCAUCCAUUAAAGUGUUUUCGAGCAAACUGAAACAUAAUUUUAAAAAAUUUCGGCCGAGGUACUUUGUUCUCGUUGCUCCAAACUCAAUCCAAUGAAAUCGUCUUCAAUUUUGUGUUUAGGUGUCCCUCUAAUGGUUGUUAUAACUCCUUUACGGUUUUUUAGCUCUUUACUCACACAGAGCUAUCAACAUUGCUGAUCCUAACUGUAUGCAGGACCACUGUCAUCCACGAGCCUCGUAAAGGCUCACCUUUCUAUAGACUCUCUGUAGCUCAGUGGUAGGGCAUUUGAGCGUAUUUUCGAGGUUCCAACCCACACGGGGACUCGGGUAUUUUUUGUUGUCCCGCAUUCGUGAUAAGGAGAAAAAAAGCCCCUCUCUCUUUUUAUUUCCUACAGGAUGUUUGCAUUGCAGCCGUUAAAGAGCGUGACAUUGACUUUAAGUUGAAGGGUGUGGUGUCUGAAUGGAGCACACAGGUGUUUUCUUUCUCAAACUUCAAAAAUCGUGGCGAGUUGCUUCUCAAAGGAGCCGAGACGUCUGACAUUGUAUCUUUAAUGGAAGACAGUUUGAUGAUCCUUGGCUCUCUUCUGAGCAACAGGUAAGCUACUUUUGUUUUCACUUGAAGGACUGUCUAGGUCAGUAGAGCCAUAGCAGCCAUGGAGAUUAGAGAACGACCCCCAACUACCCUUAGUAAACAGCAACGCACUCUUACGGCCCAGCGACACGAAAUGAAGUUUCGCACGCGCUUCUCCAUUUGUAUUGCGCUAGUGUUUACUAACUGAUGGCUUGGCAAAGGCUUGAAAAGGGUAAGGAAAAAUAAAAAAAGAGAGUAGGAGUUAAGAUGAUAUAUAAAUUACCAUCAUUCUUUAUCUAAUGACCGCACUGGAAAUUCUCAUUUUCCCACUUAGGAAAAUAACAGCGGCGAUUAAAUUUUUCUUUAGUUGUUUGUCUGUUCUCUAAGUAAUAAUUAUGCAUCCCCAUUCCAAAAGACGAUCAAAAGAAAGGUCGAAAACUGAACCACCACCGGAAUUUUUUUGGAUGUUUUAUUUUACCACGUACACAUUUUUACAGCAGUAACAUUUUCCUCCUUACAGGUAUAAUGCUCCGUUCAAAGCUGAAAUCCAGAAGUGGGUGGCAAAACUAACGGGAUCCACGGAGAUUAUCGAGAACUGGCUUGUGGUGCAGAACUUGUGGGUUUACUUAGAGGCAGUGUUUGUUGGUGGGGACAUCGCUAAACAAUUACCUCAGGUUUGUUUUGCUAUCUAUUCUGAGUUCCAGUAUCCAUUUGCCGUUGUACUGCACUCAGAGAGUCAUAAACAUGACGAUGACCCUUUCACUGCCAGGAUCUCAUUAGUAAUUCUCCUUACUGUCUGCCAUACAACUCUUAUGUCUUUACUUCGGAGAAUUGGGUAUUGGAUCAACUAAUAAUCCCCCUAAUGAUAUUUGUUUCUAUAUUGGAUUAGCUAACAAUCCCCUAAUUGAUCUUUUCUUCUAUUCUCAUCACUUGUCUGCUUGAUAUUGUACUGAUAUUGAAAGGAAGAAUUCUGUCUUGAUGACUCAUGCAAGUUAAAGGGUUAAGCCAGACCUCAGUGAACGCCUUGGGUUGGAAGAUCGCCCUUCUGUUUGUCUAACCUGCCACUCCUGUUAAUUAUUUCGAUUGAAAAUCAAUCUUUGGGUUGUGGUUUUAAAGGUGGCCUUGUCCUUGUAGAUCAUAAAACAAGUUAACAAUAACCGGCUAGGAAUGAUUUUAAAAAAAGAUUAUAUAGUCAGUUUCAUUCAGUUCAACAAAGGACCAAAUGUUGAACAGUAGAGGUCUAACGAUCGAAAAUCUUUCCUUAACUCCUCAAUAUUGUCACUACUUCAUGAUUUAUGUGCCGAGAUAAUCGCUCAAAGCUACCUCAUUGCUCUGUUACGUCCCACCCACAGGAAGCGAAACGUUUCAGUCAGAUUGAUAAAUCAUGGGUGAAGAUCAUGAGCCGAGCACACGAGAACUCCAACGUAGUGCAAUGCUGCAUGGGCGAUGACACUCUUGGACAACUGCUUCCUCACAUUCUGGAACAGCUUGAGAUUUGUCAGAAAUCUCUGAGCGGGUAAGGAGAGAGAAAAAGGGUUAUGGUUAGGGGGCUAGAGGGUUUAUUAUAAUUUUGUUGCGAAAGGACUCUCUCUUUCUAUUUGAAGAGGAGAAUAAAUGGCAUUUUGCGUCAGUUUGACCAAUCUCUGAUAUUAACUACCAAGGGACCCGUCCCGUCCUGUAAGUUACCCGUCCCGAAAAGCUGUUUUUAGUAUGCGUUGUUAGCAUUCAAAAUCGAGAUGUGAAUAGUUUAAAAUUUCAGAAAUUGAGAUAUCUAGCAAAGAAACAGAUUGGGUGUGUUCUUGAGCCUCUGUACUAUUUCAUAUAUUUAGAAUUUGGCUUCCGCCCUACAUUAAGUUACUGGGACUUUCGAGAAACGGGCCCAGGUUUCUUUAUGAAGUGCGUGCAAAUACAAAAACCUUCCUUGCACAACUACUGUCUGAAGAUUUACAAAAGUUGUAAACAAACUAAGGGAUAAGUUAGGGAAUAUCUCAUUUAGUUGAACCAGAAGCCAGUGAAACAGUUCAUCAUAAAAUUGAAGUAGAUGAAAAUGAAUUAAUCACCGCAAAAAAUUUGGAAAAUAGAAUGUUCCGCCGGAGAAUGUGGCUUUGUGAAAAUCUCCCAUUAGGAUAAGCCGUGUAUCAGUGAGAUACUUGGGUAGCACAUCCUUGGGAUUCGCUGUAUAUCACGAUCCUUCCUGGUACCUUUAGGACAAAAUGUUGAUAUUAAAGGCAUUUCAUUUUUGAUAACGCAUAGCUACCUUGAAAAGAAACGACUUGUUUUCCCACGUUUCUUCUUCGUGUCUGACCCCGCCCUGUUGGAAAUCUUGGGACAGGCCAGCGACUCUCAUACCAUCCAGGCUCAUCUACUGGGAGUGUUCGACAACGUGAAAACUGUCACGUUCCACGAAAAGGAAUAUGACAAAAUUCUGGCCAUCAACUCGCGCGAAGGGGAGUCUGUUACUUUGGAGAACCCAGUCAUGGCUCAGGUAUGUAACUGUAAAUUUUCAUCCCGGAAUUUAAGCAAAAAAGUGAUUAAAGAGAUCUUUUUGCGCGCUUAUUGGUAACUUUUCUUUGAGUCGUUCGGUGUUAAAAUGAUAUCGAUGUCAAGGUAAUAGUGGCGGGUUCGAGAGAUGUAAAAGACUAUGCCGAACUCUUUGCGUCGUAGCUUAGUUAGUUGAAGCGCCUUACUAAUAUCUGGGAGGCACGGACACGAAUCCCGUCGAAGCCUUAAUUUUUUCAAGCUUUUUUCCUGCUAUUGCUAAAAUUGCGAUCCAUCAGCGAGGAUAAUUUCUUUUGUCUCUCUGUCCGCAGUUCCAGUGAAGUUUAUAUUAUCAGAAGUUGUUAAAACAAAAUCGUUGUAAAUAUUUCUUUAAUGAAAACUGCAUCCUUCGGGAGAAACCUUUGCCUAUGCUGCGCGCUGCAGGACACGUGGGCCAUGCUAAGACUGAAAAGGAGAUGAAAGGCAUCUGUUUUAUGCGUCUCUACAUUUUCACAGGAUUAAGCUCCUUGUCUUUUAAUGUAGAGUUUAUUAUUAUGUAUAUAUCUCUUUAAUUGUAGGGUAACGUGGAAGUGUGGCUAAACACACUGUUGAAAGAAUCAGGGACUUCAUUGCAUUCAGUUAUUCGAACUGCUUCAAUCGCUAUCAGGGAUCCUAGUUUUAAGCUCAAAGAUUUCUUGGAUACUUACCCGGCACAGGUGUGGUACAUUUUUCAGGGAUAUUAGUAUCGGUAAUAACAUGAUUUUGAGUGCAAGUUGGUGUUAAUAAGCACGAGUAAAAUACAAUUUGUAGUCUUUGAAAAAUUUACAAGUGCUUAUUACACCAAAUGAUGAGAGUAAUCAUGUUAAUACUUAAUAAUAAUUUGUAUGAAAAACAUCACAGAAAGGCAAGACAGACGAAAUUUUGAAACGUGCGUGCGCUAUCCGUAAUUUGCACUCGUGUAACAACUUUGCAAUCGUGUUACAUGAGAAUGCACUCGUUUUCAGCUAAUCAGAAGCGCGUAUUUUUUCCACGUACAUUAUUAAGAGACAUAAAGUAAAGUUACUUUGUAUUCAGUGAAAAAUUGAUGAGAAACAGAAACGUUCUAUACUGACACACGAACAACUCACUUUAGCGUUACAACGAUCCUAAUCAUCUAUCAAUUUGUUUCGUUGUGGUUUCAAUUUUAGUGACGCUUGUAGUUGGCAGACAUGUUUUGUCCCCUGUUCGUUAUGGUGUGACUGUCUUGAUUCAUUCUUUUUAACGGUUGGAUCGACAUAGUAAUUGUCAAAUUCUUGACUAUAGUGUUUUUAUCUGUUUAUUGUUUAUUAAAUUUGGCGCAGCGAGCGAUGGCUCAGGGUUUCGCUGCGAAUCAUUUAGUGCUGAUUGUAAUUAUUAUACGAUUGUUUAGGUCGGUUUGCUUGGAAUCCAGAUGAUUUGGACCAGAGAUGCUGAAGACUCUUUGACUUAUGCUAAGUCCAACAAAAAGGUGAGAACUAUGCAGUGUAUGGGCGUCAUGUACUAAAUUGAGCACUGAUGUUGUUAUUUUUCACGGCAUCUCGGUCAUCGCAGUGUUGCAACGACCAAAAAUUAUUUUUAUAAGUAAUUUUUCUAUUAAGGGUAUCAAACUUUUACCCAUUUGAAAAGUCUAAGCACAUCAUUUUAUUAAAAAAACCACAACGUAAAAGUUUUUAUUUCCCAGAUACGCGAGAAUUAUCAGUUACACAAGCGGAUUAUUGAUUUUUUUAAAAAAUAUAUCUUCAUAGGGCAUUCCCUUAACAACGCCUUUUGUGUAGUUUUAUAAAAGUAAAUCCAGUUACUUGUGUCAUGUAUCAGCCGCUGUGUUUUUUUCGUAGAUCAUGGAUGAAAGAAACCAGUUUUUCCUGAACAUGUUGAACGAGUUGAUCGAGGUAACCACGCAGGAACUGACCAAAGUGGAACGUGUCAAGUUUGAAACUCUCGUCACCAUUCAUGUACAUCAAAGGGACAUUUUUGAUGAAUUGGUAAGUAUGAAUUCAUUAGUUGAUUUUUAUAAAUUGAUUUGUAAGGAUAUAAUUAAUAUCCAGAUUAAAACGCAGCUGUAGAAUAUGGGAAACGUUUCGAUUGAAAAAAGUUACAAACUAUCAUUAACGUGGUGAACAAGACCGAAAAAGGUAAUUUCCUCAAUUCUUUGAAACUUAUUAAAUUAGAAAAAAAAAGGAAAAUUGAAAGAAAAUCUUAUACCCCCAAAAAAGUCGUCAAAUGGUUCGCCACGUUAUUAGCUUGUGAGUUUACGAGUGGAGUCAACCAUAUAUGGAUUAGUGUCCUUCGACGGUUUUUUGUUGGAUGGUCAAGUCACACAGUGUGUUUUGUAGCUCAACCCGUUUCUCUCUGAGAUAGCGUGCUGUGUAGUAAAACCGAACAACAGCUGCGAAGAAGUCUUUAUCAAGAUGUAUAUGAUUUAUUUCCAUUCCAUCAAUUUGUCACUAGUGCCGCAAGAAUAUCAAGGUACCGACAGAUUUUGAAUGGCUGAAACAGUCACGCUUCUACUUCCGUGAGGAGACUGAUGAGUGUGUGGUGUCUAUUACUGAUGUGGAUUUUGUUUAUCAAAAUGAAUUCUUGGGAUGUACCGACAGGCUUGUCAUUACGCCUUUGACUGACAGGUAAGUAUAUAUAUGUUUUUUUUUUCAAAGAAUCUUUGCACCGUUUUCCAUCGCUGUCUCUUUUUUUUUUUUUCGCUCUGACAAAUUAUUGAUCGCUCACGAGAUUUGAAAAAAUAAUGUUUGCAAGAAACUAAAGCACUGGUUUAUCGAUGUCGGGCCUGUGGUGUGAUGGUCAGCGGAUAGACUCCAAAUCGCGGGAAGGUGCGAGCUGUGGGUAUGGUUAUCUUCGGGUCAAGUAGUCUUGCUCUUCGUGGGAAAGCGGUGGCCAAGCGCUUUAAUCAAUUACAAAAGAGAAUUUCUUGACGAUCUUUCCAGUUACUCGUAAACAAAUAAUGACCUUUACCGAGCUCAAAACUUACCAUCUCUCUCAAUCUAUUUGCAAAAAUAACCUUGGUUGUUCAGCAAAGUGUUGUAUGUCGUUCGCGAACGUUUUUUUGUCUCUACCUUAGGUGUUAUAUCACUCUGGCCCAGGCCCUCGGAAUGUCAAUGGGUGGUGCCCCUGCAGGGCCGGCGGGUACUGGAAAGACAGAGACAACCAAGGUGAGACCUAAAAGAGGAUAUUGUUUUUUCAUUGGCUCAUGAAGAAAGUUUAAAAGUUAGUAAUUAGGAAUGUCAGCGUCAUUGAACAAUUGUACCUGAUAUUUGUUCUAGGACAUGGGCAAAGCUUUGGGUAAAUUUGUAGUCGUUUUCAACUGCUCGGAUCAGAUGGACUACCGUGGUCUGGGUCGAAUCUACAAAGGUACGUUUAUUCUUGUCUGUUGCUCAGUUUAAGAAUGACGUUUGAGGUGAACAGCAAAUAGCGAAAAUGAAUUCUGAUUUCGUUCACUUUUACUCUAAUGUUUAAAUCUAUCCGGUAGAAAAAAUUAGAGUUUUUUAUUUGCUCAUGUAAUGGAAAUAUUCAACUUACGGGUGAGAUAUACUGCAAGAAUUAACGCAAUAAGUUCAAUUUUGGUUUUGCCGUUUGCAAUCAUACUUAUCCUCUUGAUAUUGUUUUUUUGGAUCGAUAUCAGUAUCUGGGCAACUGCCCACCUACCCCUCCCCUAACUCAACAAGAGUCAAUUGAUAACAAGUUAGGGUUAAUGUUGAGUUAGGGGAGAGGUAGGUGGGCAGUUGCCUAGAUACUGAUAUUGAUCCGUUUUUUUUUUUAUUUAUUCUCACAGUGACGUUUCAUGCACCUCGAAAAAUGUAGGCUAAAUUUUCAAGUUUGUUAUUUAUAUAAUCGGCAUUAUUUAUCGAGACUGGCCUAGUUCAGCUUCAUGCUGGUUUAGGGCCAUUUAGGGCGCAAGUUGACGUGAUUUGGGUUAAAUAACUGAUGUUUUUCUUCAUUCUAUCAGGUUUGGCGCAGUCUGGAAGCUGGGGCUGUUUCGACGAGUUCAAUCGCAUCGAGCUACCUGUACUGUCCGUGGCCGCUCAACAAAUUCACGUUGUGCUCACGUGCAAGAAAGAGAGGAAGAAGAUGUUUAUUUUCACGGAUGGCGAUGAAGUUGAUAUGGAUCCAGAGUUCGGUAUCUUUUUGACCAUGGUAAGUGUGAGGACAGUAUACAACCAUAUCGAGUAAAAAUGUUUGGGAUAUUUCCAUAAAAUGAUGAAAAAAUUAAAAUUUGUCAUUGAUCCAAAUUAUCGUUCAUUCUUUAGUGUUCCUUCUCCUAAACUUUCCCCGCCCCCUUUCCUAGAAAUAAUAUGUGAGCACGCUAGCUACUGAUUGCCCAUAGAUGAGAGCAAGAUUUUGAUUGGGAUAUGGUUUGGAGGGAAACAUGAUGAAACAUGAUAGAAUUUGUACUGAAGAUAUCCUCUCAAAUGUAUCGUGUAGCGUUUUUCUUGCUUAAUUUAUGGGUCAUGCUAGGAAUAUCUCUUGGUCAAAUAUCAUAUUUUGGUUUGGCAGCUAGCAACGUUUAUGACCAAAACUGCAGGUCAUUUGUUUUUCUGGCACAGCAGAUAAUAGUAAUUUUCUAACUGUUUGAAUAGAACCCAGGCUAUGCCGGGCGCCAAGAGCUGCCAGAAAAUUUGAAGAUCAUGUUCCGCACAGUAGCGAUGAUGGUACCUGACAGACAGAUCAUUAUCCGUGUCAAGCUUGCUGCCAGUGGUUUUAUCAGAAAUAUCAACUUAUCCCAGAAAUUCUUCACUUUGUAUAAACUGUGCGAGGAACAGCUCACCAAACAGGUUUGUCUGAUGUUUCUUUUUUACUGUUUCAAUGGAGUUUUGCAUUGUUUGGCUAACAGGCUGGUGAUAUCUACCAACACAAAAGGAGUGUAAGACUUUUCGUUACUAAGAUCGCAGUUAUUGAACAAAAUCAUCUGUUAACUUUCUAUUUAACUUUUAACUUGCGUGGACUUAAAAUGUACAGGUACUUCGAGCAAGAUACACUUUGAGAAAUAUUUUAAACAUAACUUGUCACUUCUGAAUUUGUUGCUCUUAACCUCAGGUGCAUUACGAUUUUGGUCUUCGGAACAUUUUGUCUGUGCUCAGGACUCUUGGAGCGGUGAAAAGAGCCAAUCCUGAGGUAACGUGCUUUUCACUUCUAUUUCUUUUGUCAUCAUUCAAUUGGUCGAUUCUCAAGAAUAUGCAUGCUUCGAUAUUUACUUAGGUUGGUUAUCCUGUGUACCUAGCAAAAGCUUGGACAAGUGCGUGGAUCCCUAGGGCGCGUUUCUUGCGUGAGUGUUUUAGAGGAGCAGGUUGGGCGUGGACCCUCGCGAGGAAAAAUGCUUUCUUGCGCGUGUCAUACUCGCACCAUGGUCAAACUUAAUGACUUUUGUCGUCGGCUGCGAAUUUGCCUAUCGCAUUAGUUUUAUUAACUCGCCUUUUUUCCUCUACUACUACUGUCAUUGAGUAUCACCCUCGAAUAAGGCCUCUUUGUAUUAAACUCUCCUUGAUAGCAGCUCUUUAAACUUUGGUCUGUCUUGACCUCAUAUUCUGCAAUUAAAAUCCAUUAGUUUUUUGUUUCUCUUCUUCUUACGAAAGCAAUUUAUACUGAUAGUGCUGUUUUCCUCCGUUAACAGGAUAGUGAAGAUCGUAUUGUGAUGCGAGUGUUGCGUGACAUGAACUUGAGCAAGCUGGUCGACGAAGAUGAACCACUGUUCAUGAGUUUGAUUGACGACUUGUUCCCAGGCCUUACUCUAGACAAAGCGGGAUACCCGGAUAUUGAACAAGCCAUUGCUGACGCUGUCGAGGAAGUUAAACUUGUCAAUCACGCACCAUGGACACUCAAACUGAUUCAGGUUUUACAUUUUUUCUAUAAUGAUACUUCAGUAAACAAUUUUUCAUGUGAUCAAAGUAGCGGAAACAUGGAGAAUUACUGACCUGAAUUGCAAACAACGUAAUAAAAACUUUAUAUUGAAUUUUUGAAAUCCACCAACGAUUUCGUGGUUCAUUUAAAGUGGAGGAUUUAUAGGUGCUGAAACAAUUUUUACUUGGAAAUACCCUCGGAGUUGGCUUAACACAGCACCAUAUGAUACUUUUUCUUAGUAGUACUUAACAAUGUUACGUGGAGUUAACUGUGUCCUUCUGCUCACCAGCUUUAUGAAACUCAGCGCGUCCGUCAUGGUAUGAUGGCCCUGGGUCCCAGUGGUGCUGGAAAGACCAAAUGUAUAAACAUUCUGAUGAAAGCCAUGACACAGUGUGGUGCACCGCACAAAGAGUACCGCAUGAAUCCUAAGGUAACAAGACAGCUACGUUCUGCUCACUGAUUUAUCAUGUUCACUAAAAAUUUUUUUAGACAUUCGUUACUGGCGAGUGUCACUGAGGAGGAUUGUGAGAAACAGGAUCCUUGCCCUGCCUGGUUAACGGUCGAGCUCUCACAGUCUGACGAUUUACCUGGUUCGUGUGCGUCACAGGACCUGGGUUUUGCUGAAUGAACAUAGAGGUUCAUGCAUUUCUUUUAACACUAAGAGGACCAAGAAGCUGUUGUUGGCAAGAAUGUUUGAGUACUAUUGUUGACAUCGGAGAAAUUUGACGUUUCGUCAAAUGUAGCGCUUACGGUCAUGUGUAACGUUUAUUUUUCUCAUCAGGCAAUCACUGCUCCUCAAAUGUUUGGUCGACUGGAUGUCUCCACCAAUGAUUGGACCGACGGAAUCUUUUCCACGCUUUGGAGACGAACCCUAAGGGCAAAGAAAGUAAGUAUUUAUGCAAAAAGUGGAGUUUUUUGUCUAGCAUGAUCUGGAGUGAUUAAAACCUCAGACUUUUCUCUUAAACUGUAAAGCGCUGUUGAAUGCUGUACAAAAUGCCACACAGGAAAUCAUGCUUCGAACGUCUGUUACACUAUUUGAUUCCUCAUCCCGGACUUCAGUUUACUCACUUGUCGUCUUGUCAACUUGGGUUUUCAAACCAUAUAUAAACUGCAAACAAAAGCUACCCUAAGCGUGCCGUUGGAACAUCUGUUCGCUAAACCUACCGAAAUGGCAAUCUUUCCUAAGAUGAUGUUGCAAACCAUCGAUAGUCUAAUUAACUUGAGUUUUUUUUUUUCUACUUUUUAAAGAUAUGUUUACCUCCACGAUAAAAAAAGGAAAUACUAUUUAGAGGAGAACGUAAUGUUUCCUUUUAACGUUCAAAUAUCACUGUGCCUUUUUUUUUUUGCUAGGGAGAGCAUAUAUGGAUUGUUUUAGACGGUCCUGUGGACGCUAUCUGGAUUGAAAAUCUGAACAGUGUGUUGGAUGACAACAAAACACUAACCCUGGCUAAUGGUGAUCGAAUUCCAAUGGCGCCAAACUGCAAGGUUGUGUUUGAACCCCAUAACAUUGACAACGCUUCACCUGCCACGGUUUCAAGGUAAAACAACAAUCCGCUUUCGGGAAAUUUACUGUAAUGAGAAGUUAGUAGCUUUUGUGACAUUUUUUAUUCGAGCGCUUUUCGACUGAGUGUCGCAAAAACAAAACCAAAGCAAUCAAAACGGCCAAUCAGAAUAAAAGAAAUAUCACAAGCAACCGCCAAGGGCUUCAAAUGAAGAGGAGAAACUUCCUGAAGUGAGGGAAAAUGCUCGGGACUAAGUUGCGAUUUGUCUUAAUUUUCAUCUGAUUUUCCCCGGGAGGAGGCGUGAAUUUCCACGCUAAUUACAGAGCGUAGAAGAGCGCUUUUCGAUCGAGUGCCGUAAAACCAAACCCAAAAUCAUCACAACGGCCAUCAGAAGUAAGGAAAUUACCUUUUAGAGCCCAUGAGAAUUCAGAAUAAAAACAACCAAACUGCCCAAAGCGUAGGAAGUUAAAUGCAAGCGAUAAAGUCGUGAUUGGUUCUAGGCUUGCCACUUGUUGAGUGAGAGAGUGGUGCGAGUUUUCUGGACCAAUCACAGAUCGAAGUUAAGCAAAACCAAUACCGUGCCGGAUUAUUUUCAACACUCUACUGAAAAUUACUCUAAAACAAACCCCCAUGUAAUCGCGAAUUACUUUCGACGCUCAGUUUGAGAUUGCUUUGUAAUUGCAUUACGUUAUCAACAAUUCCAUCAUUCUUACAUUCUCUUGUACAGAAAUGGUAUGGUUUAUAUGAGUUCAUCUGCGCUGGAUUGGAGACCUAUUUUACAGGUUAGCUGUGUAGUUUAAUCUCUUUUAACACUACGUUUUGACUUUAUUUAUUUAUCAUAAGACGUUUUUAGUGAUUCGGAACUCUUCUAAGUUGAUCGUAACUCUGAUUUUUCAUUACUAGGGAUGGUUAAACACACGUCCUCAACUCGAGGCUGAUGUCCUCUUCUCUCUGUUUGAGAGUGUGUUCGAUGAACUGAGGACAUUUGUUAUUCAGAAUUGUGUGCCAAAGAUGGAGGUAAGUAACACUUCAGUUUCUGUGCGUAAAGCGCUUGAUUUACAGUGUUUAAAAUUACGGGUAGACCUUUUUGCUUCGCAAGGUUCGAUCACAUUCACCACUUUGCCUCAUCGUGGGGUGGGAAAAGAAAUUUGCCCAAGCAAAUGGCUAGUAUAACCUCAGCCAAAGUAAGUCAUCUAUUCCCUCUCGUCUAUUUAUUUAUUAAUUUUUUAUACAGGUACUUGAGUGUAACAACAUCGUUCAAGCCAUGAACAUUCUUGAAGGUUUGAUUCCGGGCGAGGAUGCCCCAAAACAAGUCGAUGCGAGCCAUUUGGAAAAAUUGUUUGUGUUUUCUCUCAUGUGGAGUGUCGGAGCUCUGCUUGAGCUUGAAGAUCGUAAGAAGGUAACGGAGUGCAACGAGUUUAAAUGAUUUAGCAUAACACUUUCCCCUAUUUAUAAUUUUCGAAAGAUAUAUCUUCUUGACAAAUGUUUCAAUACUGCAGAAUUAUAGCAUUGUCGUUCCCGACGUUGUAAGCUACUGAAUGUUUGCAUUCCUCGAAUUCUUAGCAUUCUACAAUUGGUAUUCCGCAUUAAGGUCAGCUUCAAAUAACUGAGAUCCUAAUCAGCUUUAAAAGGAACGAAGUUUUAAGAAUGCGGUUCGCUAUACACUAGAAAAGAUACGAGAGAGGAACGAGUGUGGCUACAUUUUGAGAUGUUUAAAUACAGAUGGAAAACCAAAACACUGUAUGCCUUGGGGUUCAAAGGUUUUUCUUCUAUGCAAGUGCUAAUUUCUGCGAAAAAGGUUUUCAGUUCUUGAGCUCAUCAGCUUCUUGUGUCAGCUAAUUAGUUUCUCUGGUGUCAUUCACACUGAAGGACAUAAUUGAGAUUUGAUGUUUAUAGUUCUCUAUUUCUUUCCGUAGAUGGAAGGAUUUUUGAGUGGAAAAGGUGGCCUCAAUUUACCUCCAGUUGAAGGACAAGACACAAUUUUUGAAUAUCUGGUGAACGAGCAAGGAGAAUGGGAACAUUGGUCACAAAGGGUCAGUUUUUUCAACCACAUAUCACGAAUCCUAACAUUUUCCUGUUGUGUCAUUGGCGUCAACAGGUCACGUGACACACAAAGCUUAAACAUGUUUAAAAUCUGUUUUGAUAAGCAGAUUUAAUAAGACUAGCCGUUCACACUGCGGGCGCGUUUAAUCAAAACACGUCUAAAACCGUGUUUAACAAAACUACCUCGCGAGGUACUUUAACAAUCGUGUUUUAACUUUUUUUAAAUGGCGGAAGAAACUAAAACGCGCGGAAGAGUUUGGGUGCACAAAGAAACCCUCCUGUUACUUGAAAAGUAGGGAGACGAGAAUAUCCAGCUCCAGCUAAAAUCAUUCAUAAGAAAAAAGCCUAUAUGGCUAGAAAUUGCGGCAUAUCUUCGAGCUGCAGGCUAUGAAGACAGAGACGACGGCAGCUGCAAGACACGAAUUCACACUCUGAUAAGCGCCUAUAGAAGCUACAAGGACGAAUGCGCCAAGACGGGAAAUGCCACACCAAAGAAGAAGCCGGCUUUCUUCUCUCCGUAUUUACCAAAACAAAAGCACAGUAUUUCGCCCAUCAGCUCAGCACAGUAUUUCGCCCAUCAGCUCAGCGAGGCAGCUCUUGUUGUUCGGUGUGAACGGGUUGAUCAGUUAACCAUGUUUAAUUAAGCAUGGUUUCAUUAAACUUUGUUUAAUUAAACAUGUUUUGAUGGUGUGAACGGGGUAUAAGACUGUGAAGUAUCAAGUCUUAUGCACCUCAUUUAUCAGUGUUCAAAAUUACCGUGUAACGUUCGCAAGCUUAGUUGUUAAGCCUGUUUUCAUUUCCAGACAUUUGUGUUCAAUUUGUACGGCUCAAUGGACGAUCAGAUUAUCAUUGCAUUUCAUGCAAACACAACCUUGCCCUCUUUUACGUACCGAUUUCAAGUUCUCCAGUGAAACUUCUCCUAGCGAGAAUAUGGGCAGGAGAGUAUACUGGAUAGCCUCUACUCGACCUUUUUCGCUUCUUCGUUAUCAGUUACUUGUCCUGUUGCAUUGCCCUCGAAAGAAUAUUUUUUUCACCAGCGCGGUAAUUUUAUUUCUUCCCAAGUUAUGACUUACUGCUAUGAUUCUUUUGUAGGUUCCUGUCUAUGAAUAUCCGAAGACUACCAUACCAGAGUACGCUUCUAUUUUGGUUCCUAAUGUGGAUAACACUCGAACUGACUACCUUAUCCACGCUUUGGCCAAACAGGGCAAGGUAACUAUACUUCAGUUUCGAUUUUCGAUAUAAACAUUUAUUUUGUUAGUAUCGUUUAUAUUCCUAUUAACAGGAGUUAGAUUGUCAGAAUAGUCCACGGAUCCAGCUGUUGUCCAGGGUAUUAAUUAGGCACCAGAGAUUGGACAACUCUUAAAGUUUCGAUGGCCUGAGCUUUUUUUUUUAUUCAUACAUGGAGAACAUAAUCCCCUUUUUUACACUAUUCUUCUGCUACUAAAUUUCUUCAUCAACGUCCUUGAUAGAGAAAGACAUGACACUUUUCUCUGGGUAGAAGAAUUAGUUGGGCCUUAUACUAGAAAAAUUACUAUAUUUGGCGUCUAACGUUCUGUAUUCCGGUAGUUUAUUCGUGGUUCUUUAUAUCGUUUACUAGACACGAAGGUCGAAAGUCGACUUGUCCAUGUGCAGGACCAUAACUUAUCCUUGUACUGUUCUAUUUCGUAGGCCAUUGACUAAAUUUGAGAUAUAAAACAUCUAUUUUUUUUUAAUCCUCUUAGGCUGUGCUAUUGAUCGGUGAACAGGGCUCAGCUAAGACAGUUAUGAUGAAGGGUUACUGUAACAAAUAUGACCCAGAACAACAGCUCUUCAAAUCACUCAAUUUCUCCUCUGCAACGACACCCAAUAUGUUCCAGGUAAGUUUUGUUUUGUGUUGUUGAGUGGCCAUAUAUGACCAGCCAAAUAGUCAUACAUCACUAUCACUGUAGAAUGGAUUUCUGAAAGUGACCAUAUCUGACAGCAACAAAACUGUUACUGCUUUUUCAAUUUUAUGUGCAAGAUGAAUUUGAAUUUUCACUUUGGUUCCCAGAUCGGCUCAGUCCUUGGAUCGCCUUUACGACAGGCGGUCAGCGCUGAACUACGACUCGGAGUUAAUUUGGGAUUGAUUUCUAGUCAAUUUUGUGGGUGUGUCUGGCGUAAAAAUGUGUGUAAGGUUGUAGAACGAGGUUAAUGUAUUAUUAUCUCUAAAACACUAUUCUUGGGUCAACUCAAUCGUGUUUUGAUCUGAGCUACCCGGUGUUUAACGAAAGAAAGGAAUACAUCUUCUUUUCCCGUCAUCUUUGAAUUAUUUCGUGAUUUUUUUUUAGCUACAUUUAUAUUUCCCUGUAAAAUAGAGCACUCGUUAUCUGCAUCGUAAACGUGCCCCAGACAGGAACGUAUUUUGGCAACGGUUUUUGUCUCUUGAUUGACUUUAGCGAACUAUCGAGAGCUACGUGGACAAACGAAUGGGAACAACUUACGGCCCUCCAGCAGGAAAGAAAAUGACAGUGUUUGUUGAUGACAUCAACAUGCCAAUCAUUAACGAGUGGGGAGACCAGGUAACCUACUUUUACUCUCUUUUAGAAUCAGGAGUGUUUGUCUAAAUUGAGAAAGGUGGUCUCCUAUCUCCUUAAAAUCUUGCUGUUGAAAAUCGUCAUGUAUAAAAAUCAACGAGGGGUCAUCUGUCUGUUUAUCCAUCACGAGAUGCGAGGGGAUGAGGAUAUAGAUGCGGAAUGAAUUUAUUUAAUUCUCAGUUGCAUUUAUGGACAAUUUAGUGCUGAUGGAACAUAAUUUUUGUCAAUGUAAACAGGAACUUUAAGAUUUAACCAUUUCCUCUGUUACCAAGUUUUUGUUAAGCUGAAACAAUUGAAUACCUUGUUAUUUAGCUCUAGAAAUCAGACAGCGACUAGUGCUUUCUGUUACCUCUUUAUCUGCUUAAUUCAUGAGGUUUUGGCUGAUCAAGUUUUACGAUUUCAGAUUACCAAUGAAAUCGUUCGACAAGUAAUGGAGAUGAAAGGUUUUUACAGUCUUGACAAACCCGGUGAUUUCACCAGCAUAGUUGACAUUCAGUUCGUGGCAGCUAUGAUUCAACCAGGAGGAGGCCGCAAUGACAUUCCAAGCCGCCUGAAACGUCAGUUUACCAUCUUGAACUGUACACUGCCCGCAAAUGCUUCGAUCGACAAGAUCUUCAGUUCCAUCGGUAGUGGCUACUUUAACACCGAGCGGGGAUUCCCUGCAGAGCUGCAGAAGAUGGUUAAUCCUUUGGUGUCAAGCACGAGGAAGCUUUGGCAGAAAACGAAGAUUAAAAUGCUUCCCACGCCAGCCAAGUUUCACUACAUCUUCAAUCUGCGAGAUCUCAGUAGAAUUUGGCAGGUAUGAGUUAAACAAGUGAAUUCUUGUUUUACGAGUUUCGCAGUUUUCCCAUCACGCCCGGUGUGAAAAUACGUGCGUCAGACUUGCAAACAAUACAGGCGCCAGUAACACAAUAAGUUAACGUACUUUUUGUUUAACCGUACCUUUUUGUUUGCCAAAUGAUUGGUUGAAAAGGGAACUUGAAUCAAGCAGUCGUUCGUCGGUUCGAACCCCUGUUUUUAGGACUGUGAGUCAAUCAGCCACUCAAUCAAUGAACAAUGCACUGAGGCAUGGAAGCAAUCAAGCAAUCAAGUGUUAUACCAGGCAAUUAAUCAUUUAAUUAAUUAACUGACUUUUUUCAUUGAUUUUUUUUGAACAGGGCAUGCUUACUGUGACAUCUGAGGUAGCGACCACUCCCACAAUUUUUCUUAACCUUUGGAAGCACGAGUGUAACAGAGUCAUUGCCGACCGCUUCACGAAUCAGCAGGAUAAAGAUUGGUUCGAAAAGGCCAUCAAACAGGUUGUGGAAGAAGACUUUGAUGCUGAGACUAGCGGCCUGUUGGAGGCAGAACCUUAUUUUGUGGAUUUCAUGCGAGAUGCCCCAGAACCAACUGGUAAGGAAAUAUGUGCAAGCAAUCCCAGACAAUUACUAACAUCUCCAAAGUGUAAAACACUAUUUAAGUCUUGGUUCCAGCAACAGUGACAACAAAUUUUGGCCCGGUCUAUACGAUUUCCAUCAGUACAACCACUUUUCCUUUGCAAAAUAAUGGCUACAUAAUAAAUAGGGACGACUUCUUAGCAUUCUUAAUGGCGCCCCAGGUGUGGGACUGUGGUGAGUGGGACUAACGUUUAUCCACCUGCAAUUUGUAUUGGUAAUCGCUUGUCAAUGAAUUUGAUGUCAACUUUUUGUACUCAAUUUCAACUUUCAGCACUGUUUGGGAUAAAUUGACGUGUUUUCGACAAAUGAGCAUGCUGAAGUUUUCGCAUGUGAUCCAAAGUUUUCCUACCAAUCUCUCUUCUUUAUUCUUCCUUUUUGAAUUUUCCUUAUGACCAGUUGGUUGUGUAAGUUGAUCUAAAACCGUGUGAUCUAGCUUCCUUGUAGAUGGAGCAAGGAAUAAGAACUGUGAGUUAGUAUACUUCCAGGUGGAACCUGGCUAGAGUCUGCAUUUACCUAACUUCCCAUCAAACCCAUUCCAGAUAGAAAAUGGGCCACCUCAAAUGUUUUUCUAUACUAAAAAUGAUAGCUUACUGAAUGGAAGGCUUCUGCUGAUAGAAAGCGACAGUUUUUUAAUUGACUUCCCUGCAAUAAUCGUUGCCCUGAUGUCUUAGUUUACCUUUUCCUCUCCUGAACCUUAAUUUUCUCAAACUUUUUACUCGAUUUGCAUGUAUCUCUACAAUGAAGUGUUCCUUAUUUGUACUUUAAUCUUUAGCUAGUGUUCUUUAACUCAAAGGCUCCCUUAUUUCCCCUCUCUCUCAAGUCACUUUCAAUACCGGGAUUCUAAUCUGUUGUCUUGACUUGCUUGCAAGUUUCUUCAUUUUCGUUGUUGCCAGGCUUUGUCUCUUCAAUCUUAUCUGCUCUUCAGCUUUGAUUGUAACAGAUAACAAGAAUAAAAAGGAAGGCAAAGCUGGGAAACUCAAAGGUUCGAAGAGUUCAUCAACAGGUGGACCUUCUGUUGGGCCUAAGGGCUCAGGUAUAACUGUUACACUUAUUUUUAUCCCUCUUCUUUCUGUAUUCCUCCCUCUGUUUUCUUUAUUCCAGACGAGAACUGGAAACCGUUUCCAAGUCCAUUUCUGAGGAAUUCUUCGGUUUUUUCCAAUCCCACCUAUCCCUUGUAAAAGUUUCUCUUCCAGUUUUGACGCACAGCUGUACCUUCUUAAAGCAAGUCAGGAUUCUGUAGUGAAUCUACCUACUCUUUAUAGAGUAGUAUUUCUUUCUCGAUGGUCGUUCUUUUAAGUAUUCUUUAGGAGAGCAACACUCGGUGCUCUUCAGCAAAUUAUUCAUCGAAGAUGUCUCAUUCUAACAUCAGUAUGCAUAUUCUCUGUAUAGUUCUCUAAAUUCUAAGCUGCUGAUAAGGAGAAUUUGUUGAACAAUCAAGUGCUUGAGUUUGUGAUCAUUUCCUCUAUUCUCAUGACCUUAAUGUUUGAUUCAGGGAUGAUACUGUUGGGAGAAGUUAGAAGCUUAUCACUCUAAACUUGGACUUGUUAUUUCUACUCUUCUGCUUUUGUUGCGGAGAUUAUUGGCUCAUCUUCACUUUUCUUCCUCAAAAUUUAAAACAAGAUUGCUUGACUCCAGUUUUCUCUGUCCUCGAAACGAUACAAAUGAAAUUCUUUACCCUGUAUUGGUUACCUUUCAAUUGACAGUUGGAAUAAAUUCUUAAAUCUUCUAACUCUCUCAUGUCUGCCAUUUUUAUCUUUUUAUUUACCGUUUACAUGAAAUUGGAAACAAGAUUUGCUCUCGUCAUCUUUCACCAGUCUGAUCCAGGUUUUUCUGCUCGAAAAGGACAUUAAGAACUCGAUAUAUUGAUUUAUGUAGCUAGCUUAGAAUGCCUCAGGUUUACCAUAGUAUGGAAGGAGUUUUUAUAUUUUAGUGUGCUGUGAUUCGCGAGUGAAUUCAAAAUAAAAUUGAACUAAAGUAAUAACAACGGUCUUUGCAAAACAACGAAAAAACGUCAAAACGUGUAUAUUGCCUCAAGCGCGAAAAAAGUGAGCGACCAUUCGCGCUAGUCUGGUAUCUGACUAGUUAAGAGGGUUGUGUGAAUUUCCUGGACCAAUAAGAAAGUACUGAAGUAAAACCAAUGCAAUAUUUAAUUACGCUCGACUCUCAAUUGAAUAUUGUUCCUCUAAACCUGUUUAAACUGCUGUAGGUGACGAGCCAGAGGAUGCAGACCUUGAAGCACCAAAAGUGUAUGAACAUAUCGGGACAUUGGAAACUCUCAAGGAGCGACUAGGAACAUUCAUGAUCGCCUAUAAUGAAGUGGUUCGUGGAGGCAAUAUGGAUCUUGUCUUCUUCAAGGUACAAAGCUCGGGUACUUGGAUUUAACACAACAAUAUUCAGCGGUAUUUCGCCGACGUCUCUUCAGCAUUCCAGACCACAUGUUAGCUGAUUUUUAGAGAGUAAUCGGCGCGUGUCAAAAGGAACAGUGCUGAAUGUGUUGAGUAAAAUAAGACGCAGUUUGAGAAAAAACACACGAACCUUGUCCGCGUAAGAAAGCAUAUCUUUCAGGGUGAAAUUUAAUGACUUCUGAUGAUUCUUUCUUUUGUUGGGUAAAUUUUGUUCAUUGGGUGUUCGAGGCAGUGCAGCAAGCUCUCGAAUCGUGAUACUGUUAAGUUGUUAGUAUCGAGUCGUCCUCAAGCUGUUUAAUCGCCUUCUUUAGCAAUUAUCGUAUUUAUUUUACUUCAGCCGUUGAAUUUCUGAGUGUUCAAUUUUCACUUAAGAUUCUCAUUAUUUUCUUCAGGAUGCCAUGGUACACCUUAUCAAGAUUUCACGUAUCAUUCGCACCCCUCGUGGUAACGCCUUGCUGGUGGGUGUCGGAGGUUCAGGAAAACAAAGUUUGACGCGACUCGCUUCAUUCAUCGCUGGAUACCAGAUCUUUCAGAUCACCUUGACAAGGUAAUACACUUUCGCAUGAAAUAAAACAUGCAGCUCUCCUAGAAGCGACUGAUGAUCGAUUUUUUCCAAUAGAACUGCGCCAAAUGGUGGAUUAUUCUAAUGUGUAUAACUCCAGAAAGAAAGCUUCAUUAAGCUUCUUGUCUCGUAUAUUGUCAGUGUAACGAAACAUUCCACAACCCCGACUAAAUUUGUAAUAAAAUAUUUGUUGCUGAUCAAGAUUGAAGAAAAUAUCUAACCUUUCUACAAGCUAACAAUCUACCCACAAUUUCGGACAUAACUCUUUUACGACAAGACGUCAAGCGUUUGUUUACUGAAACCUCCUAUAUCUUUUGUAAGACUUUUCUUCUAACUCUACGGGUCGGUCUAUAACUGGUUCCUCAGGCUAUUGCCCCACAGUAAUGAUAUGAUAUUUACAUCGUAAAAUAGGUUGUGGUUUGUCAUCGUGGUAAGUAACACUUUCAAAAUAGAAAUAUGAUCGUUUGUCUCACGAUGUGGACACCUUCGGAUGUUGAUCGCGACUCCUCAUCGAAAUGACCAGAUCGUGAGACAAACGAUUAUAUUUCUCUUUUAAAAGAGAUAUUUACACUUUUGAGAUCUGAAGUUUUCUUGCCCUCCUCUGGAUAGUGCGCACUUAUGUACCCAAAACAAAGUAAGUUGUAAGUAAUCUCUGUAUAAUUAAAGUCUUCUUUCUGUAGGUCCUACAAUGUCUCAAACUUGAUGGAUGAUCUUAAAGUACUGUACAGGACUGCUGGACAUCAGGGAAAAGGAAUUACUUUUAUAUUCACAGACAACGAAAUAAAAGACGAAGGAUUUUUGGAAUACAUGAAUAACGUGAUAGCGUCAGGAGAGGUUCGUAUUCCAUCAGGAGAUAGCGUUGGGAAAACUUCGCUUUGAAUUUCAAGGUGCCCCUCGACGAAACCUUUUCAGUGGUGAAUAUUUGAUGCACUGUCCGUUCCGAAAGACGUUUAGCUCUCGCAAAACGUUGUUAAGACCGAUUGUCAAUAAUAAUGGAGCAAAAUGUUCACUUAGCACUCCUCUGAGCCCCAACUUGUUUUCUUUUCGAAAUUAUUGUCUCUGUUAGAAACAUUUACUCCAGAUUAUAACAAACACACAAACUGGCGUUAAAAAAAAAACUGACUGACGUUACAAACUGGCCAGUUUGUGACACCUUAGGGAAGAGUUAAAAGAAGGUAUUAACAGUCUUAUUUUUGUCAACCCAAGGUAUCUAACCUGUUUGCUCGAGACGAGAUCGAUGAGAUCACUCAGGAUCUUAUCAGUGUAAUGAAGGCUGAGUACCCGAGGAGACCGCCAACCAAUGAAAAUCUUUAUGACUACUUCAUCACUCGCGUCAAGAACAACCUACAUGUUGUACUUUGCUUUUCACCGGUAAGGACAUUGUCUGUUUUUGUCCGCUUGUUGGCUUCUUUUCUGACCGAGAAUUAGGUGCUGAUAAACUGGUCUUCUAACCAAUUUAAUCACUGGUUGUCCGACUGAUUGACAGGUUGACCGACUAACUCAAUGACUGCCUGACUAAUCGACGUAUAGACUUAUCAAUCGACUCUUUGACCGAUUGAAUGAUCAACAAAUCAACGGACUGAUCGCCAAACUGACUGACUGACUGACUGACCCACUAAUGGACGGACUGGCUCAUUGAAUGACUGAUGGACUAACUGACCAAGUGACUCUUUUUUUGGUUUCAUUGGCUAUUUCGGCUCUUAGCUUGGUACAAACGCUUUUCAAAUGUAACUUUGGAAUAUAUUACCGCUUACCAAUGUCAAAACACAAAUACUUCUAGGUUGGAGAGAAGUUCCGUAAUCGUUCACUGAAAUUUCCUGGACUGUUUAGCGGUUGCACAAUGGACUGGUUUAGCCGCUGGCCAAAAGACGCGUUGAUCGCAGUGGCCUCGCACUUUCUGUCCUCGUUUGAAAUUGUGUGCACUGCGGAAACAAAAUUGGCUGUCGUCAACACCAUGGGGGUUAUACAGGUAAGCUGCGGCAGGAGAGAUAGAUGUGUAACUGCAGUUAAGAUAAAAACAUCUGGCGGAUGGCUUUGGAAUGAAAAUUGAUAAAUGAUGAAUGUAUGAUAAAGUUGAAAGCUGUAGACUCGAGAUUACACAGAUAUAUUUUAAAUCACAUACACAAUAAUCAUCAUUUGUGCUCUCCUCUUGUGGUGGGCUCCCCUCUUUUGAUUUUGUCUAUUUCUCUUCUUACGUUCUGAAGAAUAUUACUGGAAGAGCAAUAAGAGGAAAAGUCUCUCUUUAAGCCAUGUGGACUUCAGAACUUGUUUACAUCGCAUUUUUCUUGUGGUAUAUUCAAUGGAUUUACAUUAAUUUGACCAGUGCAAGAUGUGCUUUUUAAUGUUGUAGGAAUUAUAGUUUUGGUUUUUUUUCCUUUGUUAAAACCAGGACAACGUUGCCGAGAUGUGCGUUCAGUACUUUGAGCGAUUCCGUCGGCAGACUCAUGUGACUCCCAAGUCAUAUUUGUCUUUCUUGGGCGGCUACAAAGACAUUUAUAGCUCACAAUACGAGGCGAUUGGUCUUCUUGCGCAACGCAUGAACACGGGAUUGGCAAAACUUGUUGAAGCUAGCGAAUCAGUGGCGAAGCUUUCGGAGGAGCUGGUUGUAAAGGAGAAGGAGCUGGCUGUAGCUUCAAAAAAAGCGGACGUUGUUCUUCAAGAGGUGACUGUCAGCGCCACAGCUGCAGAAAAAGUGAAGUCACAGGUGCAGAAGGUGAAAGACAAGGCUCAGGCUAUCGUAGAUGAAAUCGCGGUGAGUUGAAAUCGCUCUGUGAUGCUAUUGAGGGGUUUCGCUAGAUUUUGCAUCAUUUCACUCUUCAGGGCACUUAACAGCGUAUGGCAGGUCAAAGACUGUACGAGCAUGCAGUCUCUGCUUUCGGAGAAAUCUGUCGCGCAAAUAAAAAACGUCAGUGGGAAAAAAUGCGCGCCGUGUGGAACUCAGGGAGUGAAGUGCUUGAGUUUCCCGUGCAGCGCUGACGUAAUUAUUUUUUUAACUCGCGCAACGAAUUUCUCCGAAAGGGGGGAAUGCUCGUAGUUUAGGCAGGUUACGAUAUUUCAGGCCAUUGUAAUAACGAAUCAUGCCUUAGUUAUUCGUGAUAUUUCUACUAUUACCCCGUUCAUCAUCAGACAUCCACUCUUUCUCCCAACAGGAAGAUAAAGCGGUUGCAGAGGGGAAGCUCGAGGCUGCUAAACCAGCCUUGGAGGAAGCUGAAGCUGCCUUGCAGACCAUCAAGCCCGCUCACAUCUCCACCGUCAGAAAACUGGCCAAGCCACCUCAUCUGAUUAUGCGUAUUAUGGACUGUGUGCUACUGUUGUUUAACAGGAAAAUUGACCCAGUGACGGCAGAUCCAGAGAAGGCUUGCCUUAAGCCGUCCUGGGGAGAAUCAUUGAAGUUGAUGAGUGGUGGAGGUUUCCUAAACACUUUGCUAACUUUCCCUAAGGUAGAGUUUGUAAUCAGGGUCAUAAUGAAAUAAGGUAAUUUUGUAUCAUCACCUGAGUUGAUAACGUAAAUUGGCCACCGUAAAGAUUUCCAAAGCUGACGUUUCGAGCGCUAGCCCUUCGUCAUUCGCUCUGACGAAGGGUUAACGCUCGAAACGUCAGCUUGAAACUCUUUACGGUGGCCAAUUUACGUUAUCAACUCAGGUAAUAAUACCAAAUUACCUUGUUAUACUCUCCCACCGACGUAGCGCCACAGUUUCUUUGGAGGCUUAACCCCUUUAUUCAAGAUGAAUUACUCUAGUUGAUAGUUAUGGUGCAAUUUUCAUUCAAUGUCAAAAGCAACUCGAAAAUACUGUGAUUGGUCCAGAAAACUUGUGCGUUUUUCCGCUUUUUUAAAACCUUGAAGUGUAUUCGCGUGAAAUAUUUGCAAGCAAGCCUAGGAAUUCUAAACAACAUUUUAUACAUAAUUUUUUGUAACCCCAUUUUUAUUUAUCCGUGAUUUUUAACGCAAAAAGGGCUGGAAGGCGACAUGGAAUUUGAAAAUGUUCGACUCACUUGCUCCUCCAAAUCUUCGUCCUUCUAAAAUGCCUACCCUGUAAAUGGUGGAUAUCUUUUGAGAGAAAUUUUCAACUUCAGAGCUCGCUGAUUUGAUUUCUCUUUGAAGUUUGCUGGCUCUCCACGGUUUCCUUUCCUAACUCUAAUAACUACAUUCUCUUUUGUUCCGUUUUGCACCUGAGUAUCCUUUUCAUUCUAAGGAUUCCAUCAAUGAAGAAACAGUUGAGCUGUUGAUGCCUUAUCUUGAAAUGGAGGAUUACACCAUAGAAGUGGCCAAGAAAGUUUGCGGUGAUGUUGCAGGGCUUGCCUCUUGGACUAAAGCAAUGGCUUUCUUCUACACCAUUAACAAAGAAGUCCUUCCUCUAAAGGUGAUGCUAACAUCCCGUUGUUAAGUUAAAAUAGCUAGCUCUCUUUGAUAUAUGCUGUGGCUAGUAAAAAAAAGAGGUAAGAUUAUGUGACACAAAAUGUUUGCCGUCAGAUUUCAAAUGUGAGAGGUCAAUCUUGAAAACUGGCACCCAUCGCCAUAAAGAUUUCAUUUCUUGUUCUUAACAUCAGCGAACAAUGAAUCUUUUUUUGCUCGGCUACCGGGUGUAAAUUGCACUAGGCGCGGUUAAUGUUUCGUUUUAAAGAAAGUUUUUCCACCUGCCAAUAAAAGAAUUGAAUUUAAAAAGUACAUAAUGAGAAGGUAAAAUAAAUUCUACAAUUAAAUCCCACUUUCCUACUCAACCUUAUUUUGUUCUGAUUUAACUCGCACCGUGCAGAUUGCUUUUUUUUUCUUCACAUUUUUCAUUCUUAUGUCCCUUGAGUGCUUUGUUAAACAGACGAAAGCACUAUGAAAUUAAUUGUACGCUUUGUGCGUGAAAUCUGUAGGCGAAUCUAAUCAUCCAAGAAGCGCGCUUGCAGAAAGCGACAGCGGAGUUGAAUGAAGCGCAGGCGCAGCUGGAUGAGAAACAGCGCGAACUGGAUCUGGUGCAGGCCAAGUACGAUCAGGCUAUGCGUGAUAAACAGACUCUGGUAGAAGAUGCAGAGGCUUGCAGGAGGAAGAUGGCCAAUGCAACGGCACUGAUCGAUGGUUUGGGAGGCGAAAAAGUAAGAUGGACUGAACAGAGCAAGAAAUUCGACCAGCAGAUUCAAAGGUGUGUUUCCACUGUAUUUUUUUUUUUUGUUUGGUUGUUGUUAAGUUACGUUGCCUUGUGAAAGUAUCGUAUUUCAGACUCGUUUUUUCCCGAUUUUUUACAGUUUCCUCAGUUGGUUAGUUAAUUUUUUCCGUUUUUUUCUAAAAAUCUUUCCCCCCUCCCCCUCCCCUCCUUGUUUAGUCUAGAAGAGUUGGUAGGAAGUACUGCGAGAAGGAAAAGUUUCCAAAAUUGUCGGAGGGGGUAGGGUAGGCGCGGUGUGGAGUAUGUGUUGUAUGGUGUUGGACUAUUUUAACAACCAACAACAAAAGGAAUAUGGUGGAGUGUGGAGUAAGGUACUUGGAAUGGACAACAUUUAAAAAUAUACAACAAAUGAAACAUCCCGGAAAAUGCGUGUUUCAGAAACCGGGACAAUUUACGGCUAUCGUAACUCUCUUCUUACACUCUGGUGUUCUAUCUCAGGUUGGUAGGAGAUGUGCUGCUGGCUACCGGAUUUUUGUCAUAUUCUGGUCCGUUUAACCAGGCUUUCAGAACUCUGUUGUUGGACAACUGGAAGAAAGAAAUGAGAAAAAAGAAGAUUCCUUUCUCAGAGGUAAUAGUUUACUUCAUGAGUUAGUAGGUGUAUUUUAACAAACAGUCAGCAGAAUGAUUUUGGUGAUUUUCCCUAAGCAAACAUCGUAAAAGGUGUCCUUAAUUCACGUAAAUCAGUUGAUUUACUCAAUUUGUGUACAUGUAAACUUUUGGAAAAAUCUUCAAGGAAACGGCUCUGUUGUAAUAGUAAUAGGGGUGCUUCGAGGUGUUACUACUCUGUUUUGAUUUUUUCGUGUUUGGUUUUUUUUUUUAAUUUUUCAGUAUAGUAGCUUUUUUUAUAUCUUUAAGAUUGAAGCCAUCGCCCUUGUCAGACCGUUGUGUUGCUUUUUAGACUGAGCUUUAAAGUGACUCUUUGGAAGGAAGGAUAAAUAGAAUUACGAAAAACGAAUAAGAACAGAAUCGAUUAUAUAGUUUUUCUUUUCCCUAUGCAGGAUUUGAAUCUUGUGAACAUGCUCACGGAUGCUGCUACCAUUGGCGAAUGGGCCCUCCAAGGAUUACCCAGUGAUGAGUUGUCAGUCCAGAAUGGUAUAAUAGUCACCAAGGCAGCUCGCUAUCCACUCCUUAUUGACCCCCAGGUGAGAUACGGAUGACAAUAACCCGGGAUGAAGGACGAAAUAUUUUCUUGACAUCUACAGUUCGUGUUACCUGCCCUUACCAUUAGUGGCCAUUAGUAAUGUCAUUUGGAAUACGUAUAUUGCUGUGGUGUUGCACACGUUCGGGAAACUUGAUGGGCUAAACUUGGAGGAAAGAGUGCAUAAUUCAUGUUUUGUUCAAGAUUGAACAGUUCAAAGGCGAAAUAUGUGUUCUGAGGUGUUCAAAUAUUGUUCUACUUGAAUGAACACGAGAGAUCCCUUUCGGUAACAAACGAUUAGCGUCUUUAUCUGCCAUGGCUAAUAACUUUAGCCUGAAAACGCUAUUUAAUGGUAUUUCUGUUAUUCAGGGGCAAGGAAAGGCGUGGAUUAGGAAGAAAGAAGGACCGAAUGAACUACAGGCAAGUUGAUAAAAUUUCGCUCUUGUUCAUUAUCUUCUCUGUAAUUUAGUGAUACAGGGCACAGGCUUUAGUUGCUGUGGUAACCUACGAGGAAAUGAUGUUCCAUCCACGAGGAAUCCUAAAAAGUUACUGUUAUUCCUCGGAAAAAACGACUAGCUUGGACUCUAGUGUGGACUCUAGCAUCGAAAGAAAUUUCAGAAUUAUCUUUCAGUGGAAACCUUUCUUUCUCUGAUUUCUCGUUUGUCUUCCAUUAGGCCACUGCCCUUAACCACAAAUACUUCCGUAGCCAUUUGGAAGAUUCGCUGUCCUUGGGAAGACCACUGAUCAUAGAGGAUGUUGGCGAGGAACUUGAUCCCGCACUCGAUAACGUACUGGAGAAAAACUUUAUCAAGUCUGGCAAAACGUUUAAGGUACAGAAAUACCUAUUGUUUUGAUAGUUGUCACUAACUUGCCGUAAUCUUUCUUCUUUAUUAUUUGGAAAAGCUUUCACCUAAAUACAACUCCAAGAGGGCCUUACUCUUGGCCCCCGUUGUUAUGGUAUGUCGUAAAAAUGAAGCACCGUUAACAACCAUAGAGCAAUACAAAAGUAAGUCCACCGGACAAAUUUCAGGACAAUUUUAACGGCUCUUAAUUCCUUUUGAGGUAUCCUAAAAACCAGCCUGAAAAACUCUUCAACAGUUACAUCGUCACUAUUACGCCUUGUAAAAGUUUCGCGUUUGUGAACUUUCGAACUGAUUUUUUUUUUUUUGAUUUAGAGAGAUAUUGGCGAAAUCAGCUAGGCGUGGUCAUCAUCUGGGGAAGAAUUUCUAUUUAGAAAUUUUUAAGAUUUGAUUAGUUCAGCUGAGUUUUUUCUCUUUAGUAUGGGUGACUUACUCAAUGUACUUCUGUACUUUCCAGGUCAAAGUGGGAGACAAAGAAGUGGAUGUAAUGGAUGGUUUCCGUUUGUACGUCACCACUAAGCUUGGUAACCCCUCCUACACUCCUGAAGUUAGUGCCAAGACCUCCAUCAUCGACUUCACGGUUACCAUGAGUGGCCUGGAAGAUCAGCUGCUCGGUAGAGUGAUAUUAACAGAAAAGCAGGUGAAGUGUCGCUCUGCCAUGAAUUAAUGUGUUAUUUGUCUUCAAAUUCAGGUUUAAAUCCUCGUGAAACGAACGCCAUAUUGAAUUGUAAGAGCAAGAGUAGGGAAGAGGGAGUAAAGAAAAGGCGAUUUUAAUAAGCAGAAAGAUUUUCUUCUUUUGUUCUCUUUGAGGUAUUUUUCCUAACUAGCUACCCAGAUAAAAAAAAAAAACAAUAGAUCUAAGUUUUGGCGCUUAGAAAUCGCGAUGAGUCUUCAAAAUAAAUCAAUAAAACAUUAUUGUUCAUGUAGGAACUGGAAGCUGAACGUACCAAGCUAAUGGAAGAAGUGACCGCUAACAAACGAAAAAUGAAGGAUCUGGAAGACAAUCUACUUUACCGACUCACUAGUACCCAGGGCUCUCUCGUGGAAGACGAGUCUCUGAUCCAGGUUCUAAGUGUGACAAAAACUACUUCAGAGGAAGUCAGUGAAAAGUUGCUGGUUGCAGCGGAGACAGAGGUGAAGAUCAACACUGCUCGUGAAGAGUACAGGCCAGGUGAGCGGCUACAAUUAACAAUAAACAAUAAACGAGUCCAGCGGAUCAUUCGUUAAGUAAAUGGGGAAUGUAGGCGAAGAACAAGAGAAAUUUCUAAAGAGAAAAUUUUUGGGAAAGAAAUGCCGGUUUAUCCGAAGAAAAAAUCAGGAAAACAUGAUACCAAGACCCUCAGAAGUAUUUCUCUACAUGGAGAAAAGUACAAUUAUAUUUUUCAAUAUAUAUGUGGCUGAUUGGAAAAUAUGAUCGAAACAAAUUAGAGCAGCCGUAGAAUUCCAUAUUCGCCCCAAGAUGAUAAUCUGGGCUUCCUAAUUGAUCAAUUGUUGUGCUGUGUUCAUAAGGUAAACACUAUGUUGCAUAUUAUACUGCUUCUGUACAGAUUAGUUACGCCCUCUAUCUGCUGUUUUAUUUGGUCAGUAAAACUACCAGGCGCUCAACACAUUGAAUGUCUUGGGACAAGUUCUGUCAUGUCCCAUAAAAAAGCACGACAACAAAAAAAUAACAAAAAUAAGAAUAUCACCUUCUCCUGCCUUGAUAAAUGAUGAGCGACAACUGUUUUCUCUCCUUCUCCUCCCUAGUGGCCACAAGAGGUAGCAUCCUUUACUUCCUGAUAGUCGAGAUGUCUUACGUGAACGUUAUGUACCAGACCUCUCUCAGACAGUUCCUGGGCUUGUUUGACAUUUCCAUGGCACGCUCUCAGAAGUCUCCGAUUCCCGCCAAGCGGAUCCAGAACAUCAUUGAGUACUUGACAUUUGAAGUGUUCCGCUACACGACGCGUGGUUUGUACGAAGAGCAUAAGUUCCUCUUCACUUUGCUGCUCACGCUGAAAAUUGAUUUGCAAGAGAGAAAGAUUCGCCACGACGAGUUUCAGGUUCUUAUCAAAGGUAUGACGAUUAAAUUAUGGUACUCCCCGAUUGAUUAGUGUUCAUCCAUUUUCUUUUUACCUGGUGACCCUCUUUUGCGGUUUAUAUAUUUGUUCUCUAGUUGAUUUUUUCCUUGUUGGUAGUCGACAGCGUUAUUUCGACUGUCUUAAAUUGAAAUUAAUAGUUGUAAGUUGACAAAGUUGAACAGGCUAUGGGAACGAAGGGAGGGUAUGUUAAUUUCUAAUUUUAAAAGUCUUGGAAUUCAUUGAAGUUUUAAUUCAAUGGUUUUUAUGCUCCACUUUGCCAAUUCGUCAAUCUGAAUACUUGAUUCUCUUGUACGGCAGGUGGUGCUGCACUGGAUCUGAACGCUGUGGAACCCAAACCAAAGAAGUGGAUCUUGGACAUGACUUGGCUGAAUCUUGUGGCCCUCAGCAAACUUCCUCAGUUUACUCAGCUCCUGGGACAGGUCAGUACCUAUGUUAGUUGAUGUUUUUGUUAUGGUUGGUGUCGUGAUUGUGGUUGUUGUGUUCCCUUUGUUGUUGUGAUGAUUGUUUUGCGAUCUCUUCGGCGACUUUGAUGUAGCUUGCAUUUUUGCUUUCGUGACCAUCGUCAUAGAGCAAGAAGUUGGUGAAAACUGUACAAAUUUUGUAAGAUACCCUGAAACGUGUUGGCAAAUUGAAAGCCUAAAAUUAAAAUAUUGUUAGAGUGUUAGAUAAUGUAUCCUCUCGUAGAAAUCUAUGAUUAUAUUCAAUUCAGAUGGAGGCUAACCCUUUGAAAAUGCGCUUCAAUUUUUUUUUCUUUUCUCUGGCUAUAAUGAACUCACAACUGGACCAUGAAUGUGAACGUAUCUCCACAGGUUGCGAAUAACGAGUCUGGUAAAGCCUGGAAGACCUGGUUUGACUCUGAAGCACCAGAAGAUGCGCCAAUACCAGAUGGCUAUCAGGGCUCUCUCGACACAUUUAGGAAACUUCUACUUAUAAGGGCCUGGUGCCCAGAUCGUACCAUAAACCAGGCUCGGCGUUAUAUCACUGAUGCCAUCGGGAAAGAGGUGAGUACUUUGCUAAGUAGUUAUCAUUUUAUUUGUUUCACACUGGGGAAAUGAUUCUCACAUAAGAAACUUCGAACUUCGUUUCUGGAUUCCAAAGAAACAUGCUGCUCGGGAAUUUUAUGCAGAUGGUCACACCUAUGGUCAUUUGUUCGUAGUUUUAAAAUAAGUGGGACAUUGUGAAAGAUACCAAACGUAUUCACGGCCUCGAAAAAAAUUUCCACAGUAAGGCUUUAUCUGGGAUAUGGGUUUUUCUUACGGGACAUAGCUACGAUAUAUCCUUUAAGCAUAUUACUUGGUAUUUUAUAUCAUGUGUUACCCAGAAUUCCAAGAGAGGUGUUGGGUGUGCUCAGAGUUAAACAUGCUUCUCUUGUUCUCACAGUACGCUGAAGGAGUUAUUCUGAACCUGGAAGUCAUGUGGGAAGAGAGUGACAUUAGGACACCAAUGAUUUGCUUCCUGUCGAUGGGUUCUGAUCCUACAGCGUCCAUCGAGGCUUUGGCUAAGAAACAGAGAUUAGGUAAGAACAUUAAUGUUCCUCCUUACCAAAUGAUCCAUUGUAAGGAUUGUGAAUGAUCGCCAGCUUAAAGAUUUACUCCAAAUUUACGUGUAGAGCUUAAGGCAACGUUUCCUAAAUGCGUUGUAUUGUUUUUUAUCCAGCGAAUUCGAUUGUAAAGCUUUAUUUUGAGACAAAUCUUCUAGAAAAUUCGAAGUCGAAAAAUUUAGCCAGAAAAAGAAUGCAGCACUAUCAUCUUUGAGCUCAGGAUUGUAUCGAAAGGGCAACCGCCCCGUUGAAAAGACGAAAUCCUCGUUAUUGAUUCUUUAGAAGAUAUUGCUUUGUAAUUCUUGGACUUAAGUGAAGUGUUCGUCUACCAAAGAUAGUUAAACGGUGAAAAUUUUAUUGUUUCUCGCACAGACUGCCGGGCCAUCUCCAUGGGACAGGGACAAGAGGUACAUGCACGGCGUCUAUUGGCACAAUUUAUGAACGAGGGAGGCUGGGUACUACUGCAGAAUUGUCAUUUGGGACUCAACUUCAUGGAUGAGUUGUUGGAGACGGUAUGUUUCGACUCGUUUUUAUGUGUGUUUUUGUUGGUUUGUUUGAAGGUAUUGAUUAAAGUUUUUUAUUUUCCGUAAUCUCUUAGUGUUGGCAUUAUUGACCAAAGACUUGUUUAAGGAAUUAAAUUUUUCAGUAUGAAAUGAGAUAAAUUAUAUUUUGUCAUAUUUUGGAUUAAAUUUUGAUUAUUUGUUUUUUAGAUCACCACAACAGAGAAUGUCAACGAAAAGUUCCGUCUGUGGAUCACGACAGAAGUUCAUCCGAAAUUCCCGAUCACUCUUCUCCAGUCCUCUAUCAAGUUUACUAAUGAACCACCGCAAGGCAUCAAGGCUGGUCUGAAGAGAACAUACGCUGGAAUCACACAGGUUUGAGAGGGAAUUGAACGGGUUGCCAAAUUGCAUAUUAAAGCCUUAGCCUCUAUGAUAAAUUUUCAAAUUACGAAGGAGAAGGGUGUGAAUUUAAUAAAAAAUAUUCAAAAUUUCUCGUUUCAUUGUUACUUUUCUGCAAAAGAGAGUAAGCGCUUGAAACGGUAGCGAUUAUGAAAUUUAAGUGCGCUGACGAAACAAAUUAUACGAACAAUGACCUUUGUUUCUGCUCUUUUAAUCCACAAAAUUAUGGAAGAAAUGGAAUGAUGUGAGAAAAAGUAAUAGAUCAAUUGAUUCAAGUUUGCAAAUUUCAAAUGGAGAGAGCACUGCUACUUUGAAAAGUCUAAAUGACGGUCUUGUCAAUUAGCUUUUAUGAACCUUAAGGUUACAAGUAGUCGGCUGUUUCACUUAAGAUGUCGACGACGAAGCGGGACUUUUAUUCUAAUAAUCACCUAUUUUCAUCUAUUUUUCCGUGGUAGAAAAACUCUCUCAAAUUCUUUGAUACACGUCUUGAAAUGAGACUUGUUAUAAGGUUUUCGUUACUAAAUCUACUAACUUUACUCUACCGUAGGAUCAACUUGAUGUAACUAACAUGCCACAGUGGAAACCAAUGCUGUAUGCAACAGCCUUCCUGCACACCAUUGUUCAAGAGCGACGCAAAUUUGGUCCAUUAGGAUGGAAUAUCCCGUAUGAGUUUAACUCUGCUGAUUUGACGGCCUCUGUGCAGUUCAUUCAAAAUCAUCUUGAUGAUAUUGAUCCAAAGGCGGUAAGAUUUUCUUUUUUUCUUCAUUGUCUUGAAAGCAAUAUUUUUUUUCCUCCCUCUUUAUUUUAAAGCUAUUGGUAAUAUUGUCGUAAGCUCCUUGGCCCAAACUAUGUUACCUGUAGACUUAGGGGUUUUUAUGACUUUUACAUUUGAAGCGGCUGCCGAUGGUGUAAUAGGCAUCUGCCCGCAAGGCGAAAACCACUGAACACGAGAGCCUGUUCGGUGCAACAGACGAUAGUGAGAGGUCCUGUAGGCGGCGGUAAACCGAUGGUUACGGGGUUUUAUUGAAACACCAGAGAUUCGAAAAAAUGUUGAGGCAAUUUCUUUGAGUAAUAAUCAUGCCCUCCAAAUUUACUCCCACUUGACGUCUUCAUUUCUCGUCCUUUUCUUGUUAAAUGUCAUUUAUUACAGAUCUACUUGUUUGAUUUUCAGAAUAGUUUUUUUUCUACCUCUCACUCAAUGCUAUUACAACGAAGGGUAUAUCUUUACUAACUGAAAAUUAAAUAUUUAGUUGUUCAUUGUUUAGUUUCUUUCACAUGUUUUUUGUCUUUUUUUUUUUUUAUCUCCUUCGUUGCAGAUCUCAUUAAUUUCAAUUGGCUAUUUUAGUCCAUAAGUAACAUCAACUGUUCACUGAUUUUAGUUAAACAUUAUUUUUCUGUAUCAGUCGAUCUGCGUGUCAACCUCUUGAAUCCAACCGUUUUUCUCCUUUCCCUCUUCCCCCAGGGUGUUUCGUGGGUGACUGUUCAUUACAUGCUGGGUGAAGUUCAGUAUGGCGGUCGUGUCACAGACGAUUUUGACAAACGUCUGCUCAACACCUACGCUCGUGUUUGGUUCAGUCAGGAGAUGUUUAAAGAAACCUUCAAGUUCUACCAAGGCUACAACAUUCCUCGCUGCGCACAGAUUGCAGAUUUUAAGGCUCACAUUGAUGAGAUGCCGUUGUCGGACACUCCAGAGGUAAUUGAUGUCUACCGCAAUAGAGUUCUUUUCCAUACAUCACAAAGGUUUCCAUAGGAACAAAUAGGUUUGGUUAUUUAAUGUUUAUGGUAGUUGCCUUUAUACGUAUGAAUUCUUUAUGAAUUAACCACGCUAACAAACAGGCAACUCAGAGCGAACAUUUAAAACCAGUUUAAUGGAAAUAAAAAUUUUAGUAUUCCAAAAAAAAUUUAAAAGGAGCUCCUAUAAACUUUUAAAAAUCAAUAAUUAUACAAGGCCCCCCUAUUUGGAGGGAAUAAGAGACAAGACUCCCCCGCCCAUAACAAGUCCUCUUGUUUUUAAAAAGUGGUCCAUUAUUUGCAAAACGAGCGUAAAUAAAUGAGUGACGCGAAUCACAGCAAUUUCCAACUAGAGUUUCCAAAUUACCAGUUUGAAUUCGUAGCAGCCUUAGUCAUUGUAAACAAAGAAGAAAAAUUGCCAAUGCUUGAAAAUAAUUUUUGUCGGCCUUGAUUACUCCAUUAGAAUACUUUAAUAACAUUAGAAGUCCUCUUCAUGUAGGUGUUCGGUCUUCACACAAAUGCUGACAUCACAUAUCAAACCAAGACCACCUCGGAUGUUUUGGAGACCAUUGUGAACAUUCAGCCCAAGGACAGUUCUGGGGGGUCUGGGGAGACACGCGAAUCACUUGUGGCGCGUCAAGCUACAGAAAUGUUGGACAAGUUGCCUUCGGAUUAUGUUCCUUUUGAGGUAAAACUUGUAGUGUGAUUUCACUCUCGUACUUUCAACAUGAUCAGCAAACCCGCUUUAUAUCAUUAUAUCAAACUCUUUUUUUCUUUUGUACCCAUUGUACAAGUCAGUGAAACGGAGUAGCAGGGGUUUUAAUAACUUUUCCAUAAGCGGCUGCGGAUGACGUAAUAGGUGGCUAUGCCAUUAGGCGAAACCCAAAUACGAGGGUCUGCUCGCAGGCUCAACCGACGGCGGUGAGAGUUCUUAUAGGCUUGGAUGAUAAUUUAACUAGGGAGUCACUUAAAUCUCGCCUAGCCAUUAAAAUAUUCUAAUCAAUAGGUAUGAUUUUAAGAUUUAGUCUCAACACUUUCUCUCAGCGUACUACAUACCAAAAUUAUGCUUCCAUGUCUUAAUUAUUGUAAUUUAGUUUGGAAAUAUUACAAAUAUUGUGAUAUAUUUUGUUUAAAUUUGUUCCUUUUUUUCUUUCGAGGGAAGCCAAGUUUACAAGCCUUAUUUUUUUUCCAUUAAAGGCAAAUUGAAACGAAAAGUAAAUAAAUGUCCAUCAAAUUUCAAUGCACUGAAAGUGUAAGGAGACGUUACUCUUUGAUCAUGUCCGAGAGUAUGUGAGUCAAAAUCAUGCAAGCUAAGAGUACAGAUUGCUGACUGAAUGUAAUUUUCUCAGAUGCCUCAUUAAUAAUAAUAAUAAUAAUACUUUUGUCUAUUAAAUUACUACAGGUUAAAGCACGCCUGCAGAAAAUGGGUGCUUUGACGUCCAUGAACAUUUUCCUCCGUCAAGAGAUUGACAGAAUGCAGAGGGUCAUAACAGCUGUGAGGAACACACUUGUUGACCUUAAGCUGGCCAUAGAUGGUACGAUCAUUAUGAGUGAAAACUUGAAGGAUGCUUUGGACAACAUCUAUGAUGCCCGUGUCCCUGCUCUUUGGAAAAAGGUAUUUUUUUCUUUUUCCUCUUCAGCUUUGUUUGGUUGUUUUGUUUUGUAUUUAUGUUUGUUUGUCUUGUUUCGAUUUGAUCUAUUUUUAAAAUUUUGGAGUUUUUAAGCCUGGGAGCCUUAGUUCCAAAAACACUCACUUUCAGAAAGAGGCUGAGGGCAAAACCUUUAAUGUGAAAAAUUAAUUCGUUUAUUAAAAGACAAUUUUCUCAUGUAAACCUUUACACUCACCCUCGUUUAAGGCAGAGGCAUUAAACACCUCAAAAAUGGCUUAUUACCUAAAUUGGGUUUGUUUUAGACAUUAUCAACUGAGUAACAGACGGGUUUUUUCCAUUCUCCUCCCCUGUUUUCACGAUAUAUUCGGAUAUUUUGAAGAGAAGUUACGUUGUGUUGAAAUGCCUUUCUUUCCUUAUUGAAGAUCUCGUGGGACUCGACGACUCUUGGAUUUUGGUUUACUGAGCUGAUCGAGCGCAACAAUCAGUUCCAUUCGUGGUUAUUUGAAGGCAGACCUAGUGCGUUUUGGAUGACGGGAUUUUUCAACCCUCAGGUAUGAAGCCAGCUGUUUGUUUGAUGUUUGGUUGGCUUACUUGCUCGCUAAGAGUUCACAUGAAUAAAAGUCUUCUGGGAAAAUUGUUCAAAAUGCUUUGAAAGAUUCUAAAGAUACACUAAGAAACGUUGUAAACAUGGGAAUGGUUUUACUCUAUCUUUGUGUUUGCUCGGGGAAUUCCUUUAGGAUCAUAUGCUCGUGAACUUGAAUACUUGAAACGAACUUCACAGUGUAUUAUUUUUAGAGAUUAUAUGGCUGCCAAUCCAAGUUUAAAAGAGAUUGAAAAUUUCAGAAUACGAGAAAAUUUAGAUUGUCUAUUGAUUCUAAUGAUGAACAACACUGUUCUUUCACAGCCAAUAUUCACUUCGCUUUGUUUACAAUUAGGGUUUCCUGACCGCAAUGAGACAAGAGAUCACGCGUGCGCAUAAAGGCUGGGCCCUCGAUAACGUUGCACUUGCCAAUGACGUUACUAAGAUGAUGAAAGAAGAUGUGUCGUCAUCGCCAGCGGAAGGAGUCUAUGUGCAUGGCCUGUUCCUGGAUGGCGCUGGGUGGGAUCGACGAAACUGCAGGCUCACGGAGCCUUCCCCUAAAGUUUUGUUUACUGCCCUCCCUGUGGUGCACAUUUAUGCGGUUAAUACUGCCGCCUUGAUUAAGGACCCCAAAAAUAACCCAGACGCACUGAAAUUUUACGAGUGUCCUGUGUACAAGAAGCCCAGACGUACUGACUUGACUUACAUUUUCUGCUUGAACCUGAAGACUUCACAGCAUCCUGAUCACUGGAUUCUUCGAGGUGUUGCUUUGCUGUGUGACACCAAGUAA
This is a messenger RNA of Pocillopora meandrina, 55785 nucleotides long. The record is from the annotation of a GenBank genome assembly. Lineage: Eukaryota; Metazoa; Cnidaria; Anthozoa; Scleractinia; Pocilloporidae.